GUCAGACGGAGCGGGGGGGAGGCCUGUUCCGCGAUUCGAACGCCGGCUGCGUGGAGACCGCCCCGCUCCAUGCGCCCCGGACCAAUAGAGAGCCGGUUCCCCUGAUGCUGGCCACGCCCCUCAGCCAAAGAAGGAGGAAGCCGGAGGGCGGGGACGGGUUGUUCAAGGAAGCGGAGCGCGCUGAGCAGCAGCUGCUUCUUGCAAGCAGGAUAAGGAGAGCGCAUUGCACGGGAUUCUCCGCGCGCGCUGUCCUUGCAGGAUGGCUCUCAGCAGGAGGACGGAAGGUGAGGGCCAGAGCACGGAAGGGGAAAUGGCUGCAUGUGCAUGCAAGAUGGGGAACAGAUUGUGGCCUCGGCUUCUAGGCAAGGGAGAUCUCUGGCUGGGUUAUUGCUCCGAGGAGGGCGGUGAAGUCUAGUUUAAGUGGGGCCACCUUUGGGUGCGAUUCCAGGGGUGGGGGUGAUGGGGGUUAGAGCUGCCGGCAGGCAUGGGCUUCUAAAAGCUUGCCAGGGACUAAGGACGUUGGGGGGGGGGCGGAUUCCCAGGAAGUCUCCAAGAAGCGAUAGUGCGCGCGUGUGAGUGAGAGAGAAUUCAAGCGGCUUGCAGGGACUCCCAACCUGCGAUCGGCUGGCAAAGGAAACCGGCCGGGGGCUGCGACGGCUGACAGGUGAAAACCGGGCUUCCGUGAAGUUGUGCGAAGCUCCUGGGAUUCCCAGGCAGACCCGUCUCUGUCGAUGUUGGACUUGAGGAAUUGGUUGGAAAAUGGCUCGUGCAGAUAGAUAUUAGAUGCUGGUAUCUAACACCUGUCAAACUAGCAAAAAUGUAUAGGACGAGUAGUAAAAUCUGUUGGAAAUGUAAAGAAAAGGAUGGUGAUUUUUACCACAUGUGGUGGACAUGCGAUAAAAUGAAAGAGUUUUGGGAAUUGAUCUAUAAUGUAUUUAAAAAGAUGUUUAAAUAUACUUUCCCAAAAAAAGCCUGAAGAACUAUUGCUAGGUUUGAUAGGAGAGGAUAUUAAGAAGACGGACCAAAGAUUAUAUAUGUAUGCUACGGCAGCUGCCAGAGUUUUGACAGCCCAAAAGUGGAAAACACAAGGAGAUACCAACUGUAAAGGAGCGGCAGACAAAGUUGGUCGAGUACGCGGAAUUAGCAAAACUGACACAGGAUUCGCAGUCAGGAGGAAACAAAGUACCAACAAGAAUGGAGUAAAUUUAUGGUCUAUAUAAGUGAGAACUGUAGAAAUUUGAAUACGUUAGCAGGACUGAAAUAAAUCUUAUGUCAUGGUUUAGUUUUUUAUUAAGGAACUGUGAAUUAAGGAUUGGAAUAAGAAAACCUGCGGAAGGGAAGGAGGGAAGUCAAUGGCUCUACAUAAAGACAGAUGUAAAAAGACUUGAAAUAUUUGUUUGUUGGUGUUGGUGUAUUUGAAAUGAAAACUUAAUAAAAAGCAUUUUUUUUAAAAAAAAGGAAAAUGGUUGUUCGAGGGAAAGAACCUUAAAGAGUUCUGGGAAGCCUUGAAGCAAAAGGUGGACGUUGAGUGCUGAGAAAAUGCUGUGAGUUGGUGGUCUUGGAUGGAAGUCACAUAGAAUCAAGUUGGAAGGGACCCUGAGGAUCAUCUAGUCCAGCUCCCUGCAAUGCAGGAAUGUGCAGCCGGUGUCCCGUAUGGGGAAGUCUGUCUGUUGUUUCCUCAUUUUCCAAAUAAUGCAUCAAAUGUUUUCAGAGAUUCGUAAAAGUACCUGUCAAAGCGGAGUUGGCAUUCCAGCCACAGGUGGGAAGCACCUUGGCGUGAACUGGCCUGCAUCACCUGGACAUGGCAGCAAACCAGGAUUCCAUUAAUAAAAGUCUGUUUAGUAAACUGAGAGGACCGUUCCCAGUGUACUGUUGUUCUAACUUCUAGACUCAUAAUAUGGAAGUAUAAAAAGUGUUGUGGUGUGGGAAGACAACCUGGGGACAGCCUGGGGAGACUGGGAGCACUCCAGAUGUAGUGGACUCGGGAGCAUACAUCACUAUAGUUGGGAAAUGCAUUCCUAUCAUUUGACAAAAUUGAAGCAUCAGUAAUGCAUAUGAGGGCAUUGCGGCAUGAAGUGUAACCGUUCUUCCUUGGUGGAGGUAUUUAUUUCCAGGCAGGUAUGGGAGAGAAGCAAAACACAGAGCAUCAUAGAGCUGUGUGUAUAUGUGAGUGCUUGGCCAUUAUGGUGUUAUGGUUAUCUGAACCAUUGUGAUUGCUAAGGGUGGCCUACUUAGGGCCACACUAUAUAUUAUGUUAAAUGUGCAGCAUGCAACACCCAAUGUCUUUUAUUUACUCCUGGUAUGCCCCACAGAGGACCUUAAGGUCCAUGGAUAACCAUAGUUUAGAGGUCCCGGGCCCUAAGGAAAUCAGACUAUCCUCCACCAGGGCCAGGGCCUUUUCAGUGGUGGCUCCGACCUGGUGGAAUGCUCUGUCCCAUGAGACUAGGGCCCUUCGGGAUUUAACCUCCUUCUGCUGGGCCUGUAAGACAGAGCUAUUCCGCCUGGCCUUUAAUUUGAAUUCAGUCUGAUCUUUUAUUUCCUUUCCCUUCUCUUCCCUCCCCCUCCCCUUUUAUGAAGAUUACCCGCUCUGAGACCCCACAGCUAAUUCUCCCCUGGCCUCCUUGCUGGCCCAAGUAGGACCAGCUAGCCCUGGUGAUUAUCUAAUGUUUAUUGGAUGGAUUUUCCCCAAAUUGAUUUUUGAACUUUGAAUUUUAUUGUUGUUCAUGCUUUCAUACUGUAUUUUAUGCUGCUUCUAUGUUGUAUUACAAUUAAGUGUUUUAAAUUUGUUGUUAGCUGCCCUGAGCCCGGUUUUCUGAACCAGGAAGGACGGGGUAUAAAUAAAAAUUAAUUAUUUUUAUUAUUAUUAUUUUCCUUAUUUAAUUGCAGGCACUGUACAGGUAGCAGACUGUUCUUUGAGAUCAUAGUGUGAGGGGAAGAGAGAUCUAACACACACACACACACACACACACACACACACACUACAAUCCUGGUGCAAAUACACAUGUUUGUUUGAAAAAGAUAUAUCUUUAUUUUAAAUUUCAUGCAGAACACAGCUACAACAACAACAAUAAUAACAACAGCAAAUAAACAAAACAAACUCACUUCCAUCACAGAGUCCAGUUUCUAAACACAUACAUCUAUAAGGCAUUGGGGGAGGUAGGAACAUUGGUGCCAGUAGGAGCUUUGUUGCUGUUGAGCGUCAUAGGUUUUUUUUGGGGGGGGGUCAUUAAACUCACAGCUGAGGCCACUAAGGUUGAAAUUCCCUUCCCCUCAUACUGCAGUUCCAGAGAACAAAAGUCAUCCUCCCAUACCUGUAAUUAAAUAAGCGAGGGAAGAACCCACACACAUAAUUGCAUGCUGUGCAUUUAGAAUAAUGUGGGGCUUGGAUCAGGAUCUGCGUUUUAAAACAAGGCUGGGGAAGUUUCUCCCAAUUGUGUGGAGAUGAAGCUCAGAAGAAAAAUGGGAACAUUGCACGAUGGGAGAUCAAAGAUCUCAUGGUGGCGUUACAAAUGGAUGAAACUCAAUGGUUAAUCAUAGCUGGAGUAGACACAGUGAAAUCAAUAGACUGGACAUGAGUAGGACUUAGGUGGCUAUUGCCCAUAGCUUUUUGGCGGGGAGGGGAGAUACAUUUUGGCUACACAGAAGUGUGUGCUUGUGAUGGCUGUGUGCAAAAGAAGUUGUUUGUAGAGUAAUGUAUAUAUCUGAAAUUAUUAUCCUUUGUAGGCAAUGAAAAUAAGCCAGUUCUGGUAGAUUACAAGGCUAGGUUUCCUGCAGUGUCCAAGUACUUCCAUAUCAACAUGUUCCAUCACACCUGGGGCAGUCCUAACCUUCAUUGUGUCUUUCUGACAGAUGCUCUCCCAGGCCACCACUGCGGCAGUCCAGUAUCCCACCCCAAGUGAGCUGGGUGGUGUGGAAGACUGACCUGACUAUAGGGUCUCCUUUCAAUGGUGCACCAGUAAAAGAAAAAAGAAAAUGCAGACCUGGCCCCAGAGGAACUCUAACCAGGCUUGCCCAAAUCCUCUGCGUGCUUUCAGUAUCCAGAAUUGAAAGGAGAUGGGCUGUCUUGACUCCUUAGCAGCUGCCAGCAUCUCUGCCACAAAUGCUUCUGACCCCAAUAUAGUAUAGCUGCAGUGUGCGUAAGGCUCAGAGGUACUUGGGUAAGAAAAAAGAUGACAGCCUGUUGGACUGAUGCUUUCUUUUUAGCGCUGGUCUUACAUUUAGGUUUAUAUAUAUUUAAAAAGAAAAUCCUGGCGUGUGGACCUUGACAGUUGCCCACCUUUGCCAGGGGCUAAUUCUGGGCAUGGUUUGAAGUAUCUCUCUUUAAAAAUAAAAAUAAUCAUUUUUUAUUAAAAGUUGUUGACGUAAAAUACAAUAAAAGCCAAACUAACCUAGAAAAAAUAAGGGGGGAGAGCAAGAAUAAGAAAAGGAAGAAAAUAAAGAAGAAGAGAGAGAAAAAAACAGAACAUAAAUACAAUCCCCUCUGUCACAAUUAUGUCUUAACCCUUAUUCCCCCCCCCCACACACAGCGAACCCUUCCAGCAAUCACCUGGUAGCUUCCCCCAGCCUCCCACCCUGGGAGAUUCCCUAUCCCUUGUCCCUCAGACAUGGCCCUUCAUCUUCCGUCCAUCACCUUUCUGUGUAUAAAAGGUAAAGGGAACCCUGACCAUUAGGUCCAGUUGCGGACGACUCUGGGGUUGCAGCACUCAUUUCGCUUUAUAGGCCAAGGGAGCCGGCGUACAGCUUCCGAGUCAUGUGGCCAGCAUGACUAAGCUGCUUCUGGUGAACCAGAGCAGCGCACGGAAACGCCGUUUACCUUCCCGCUGGAGUGGUACCUAUUUAUCUACAUGCACUUUGACGUGCUUUCGAACUGCUAGGUUGGCAGGAGCAGGGACCGAGCAACGGGAGCUCACCCCUGUGUAUAUAUCUUCAUUAAUCUAAAAAACUGAACUGUUUGAAGUCUGUCUCAAGUCUUUCCAGAAAUUGAAGUGCACUGGGUUACUGCUCCAAGAGUUGCCUUUUCUGAUCUUCAGAGAGUACUCUUACUGUGGCUCCAGUGAGAAAGGAACUGAAGUCAUAAUCUCCCAGAGAUGCUUGGAGGGUGACAGAGUAAUAGCUGAUUAUGCCGACGUAACACUUUCUGAACAGAAGCAUAAAUAUCCUGCAGCGCACACAUGAAAUCAUUGGCUGUAGUAAGUUUUUCUCCUGUUUACUUGCCAGAAUAUUUACCCUGUGGACAGCUCAUAAGUCAUUUAAAUAUGGCCGCAUAUCUCUUCUGGUGACUUGAAGCAAUCUAGGUGGUUGGAAUGCUUGGGACAACUCUUAUUUCAAGAUUACUUAUGCACAGGCCAGAAAAGCGGCAUAGGAAUCAUGUUUUAUAUAGUCCUGAGCCAAUCGAAGAGGAGACUUCAACAGUAGGAGCUACAGAAUGUGACUGUUGUAACUUUAGCUUCUCUGGAAGAAGUGGGGUGGGGAGCUGAUGUGCAGCCAGAAUGUGCUGAGAAUUAAGAAGCAUAGCAAGAAUGAGCCCUGCAGGUUUGACAAAAUGAAGAUGUUAAUUCUAGUGCAUAGCAAAAUGAUUAAGGAUGGGAAAGCAGAUGUUGAGCUUCAGUCUGCCAGAGGAAUCCAGGUAGGCUGCAAGGUUAUGCAUCGGUAUGUACUGGCUCCUGGGUCCGGUUCAACUUUUCCACUGAAAUUGGUGGAACAAGGCUAAAGUGCAUGUUGCGUUGGAGAUUAAUGAUUCGUAUUUCUUAGUGUCUUUUCUUUCAGAAAUGCAGCUGGCAAAUUGGCUUCUGUUGGCAGGCAGGGGAUUAAGCCUUCUAUCCCUGCACAAUUUUCCCGGUCAAAAUCGCCUUUCUCAGCUGCUGUUUGCCCCAUAAGGAGAAUAAAUACUGGCGCCUGCUGUUGGUCUCCUUUUGCCAUUGCUCCUUUUCUGCCUCCAAUGUUGCUUUCCAUAUUUUGCACAGCCUUCAAACUUGUCUUGCAGUCAACAACACUGCUCCUCCCCAUCAUCACUUUUUUCCAAAUCCUUUUCUUUGCAGAACCUUCCUGUAUCUUGAUUGCUUUCAAUUAAAUUACAUCCUUGAUGCUGCAUAUUGUCAAAGUGUCGGAAUCGUUGUCUUGUUCUCUCCCCCUGCUGUCCCUUUAUCCGAAAAAAGAUUCCAGUGACUUUUGUGUCUGUAAGAGAAGAAAGCUUGGUAGGUUGAUGCUUGUUUUCCUAGCCCGGCUUUUCUUUUAAGCACCAUGUAAUUUUGUAGAGGGACGUGGGUGGUGCUGUGGGUUAAACCACAGAGCCUAGGGCUUGCUGAUCAGAAGGUCGGCGGUUCGAAUCCCCGCAACGGGGUGAGCUCCCAUUGCUUGGUCCCUGCUCCUGCCAACCUAGCAGUUCGAAAGCACAAAGUGCAAGUGGAUAAAUAGGUACUUCUCCAGCGGGAAGGUAAACAGUGUUUCCGUGCGCUGCUCUGGUUCGCCAGAAGCGGUUUAGUCAUGCUGGCCACAUGACCCGGAAGCAGUGUGCCGGCUCCCUUGGCCAAUAAAGCGAGAUGAGAGCCACAACCCCAGAGUCGUCUGCAACUGGACCUAAUGGUCAGGGGUCCCUUUACCUUUACCUAAUUUUGUAGAGCACUGUUGAUGUUGCUUUCUGUUUGCAUAUGAAUAGGAAGUGGACAAAUAUUUGAGUGAUGCUUAUAGGAAGUUCAGUACUAAUAUUUGUAUGUCUCAUGUAAAAGCACUUUGUGGGAGGAAACCUUGUCCUGCGUAAUAGUAAAUAAGCUAUCCUAUCUUUCGUUGUAGCUCCUAUAAUUUAUGCGGUUGCACAUCUUGCUCAAUAUGUGUAAGACAACUUUAUUAACGCUAGGAAAACCUUUACUUUGGAGAUUAGAUGUUGACACAACUUGGGUUUUUUGAGAUCUAGAGUUGUCUUGCAUAACCUGUUGCUCUGUCGAUGUGUCCUUCCUUCUUCCUUACAAUAUUGCUGCUUCUUACCAGACGCCUCCCCACACCCCAUUGUAGGCUUUGUGUUGUAGAACUUGCAUUUCCAUCUUUGUAAAAACAAAACCCAUGUUGCACAGCUUCCACCGAGCUGUUGGAAAACUUGGCCUCAUUUCCUGCGAGCCUGCUGUUUCGUGUGCGUUCUUCCUUGCCCAAAUGGCUCCCUUCCUUUCCCCUUGCAAAAUGCUUGUUGCCCUCACCAGGGCACCACUGUUGCUCAUACAUCGGGUACGUUGUGCGUUGGCGAGGCAUUGUUCCCAGGGAAAGGCCUUGAACCUUUGCCUAGGGGAGGUGUUGGCACUACAUGCAGGCUUCCUCCUUUCCAUUGCCUAUGUAGUUGGCGGACUGUGAAUAGAACAGCAAGCCUUACCUCUGUGUCUUGACCUGGCAUAAGAGUGGCUUUCUGUGGGUUGCUGCUGCUGCUUGGGGUUCAAACUUCUCUGUGUGAGGGGAGCCCUGCAGUUUCUGGCUUUAUAAAUUUGGCUGCCUCCUUAUCCGACUGGGACCUUGCUUGCGUGUUGCUUGGGUGAAUGGUAGGGUGAUGUCAUUGCAGUGUUCCUGCUGUCAGCUGCAUGCUGAUUAGCACAUUUGGUGUAUGGUUUGUAUGGGUUAUUAGCAUAAGACAUAGAAAUGAUGGUGUAGUUGCCAGGGGUGCAGUAACUUGUGGUGUGACUUGUUUUCACAGCUAUUGUUUUGCAUUCUAGAUUGCUGCUGAGAGUCCGUAGGAUUGCAACUAAAAGUACAUUCAGAUGCAGGGAAUACUGCAUUAGUUUUCCUGUUUAUAAUGCUAGUUCCUCUGUUUCCCCAGUUUCUAAGGUCCCUUUUAUAUACUGCAUUACCAGCUGCAUUAGGGAACUGCAGCUUUUUCAUCGGCACCCCACCAUGUCAUGCUAAAUUGCAUCCGCAUCACUCCUAGAUGUGGUGUGACACAACAGCAGGCAUGUCAUCCCUGUUGUUGUUGUUUUACUAAUGAACAAUUCCGUUUCCCCCAUGAUUCACUCAUGAAAACAGAACUUUACUGCUCUAAAUUUCAUCAUGGGAGUGACUUGGGAAGUGCGGGGGGGGGGGGGGGAUCAAUGAAAACCAAGGGAAAAUUACAGCAUAAAACUCCUGUGAAUUUGUGGGUUAAUGGUACCUUGUAUGCUGUAAUGUUAUUGUUUUAGAUAAAUAAAUUGUUUAAAUUGUUAUUAAUGAAAUGAUUAUUUUUCUCUUUCCAAUAAAGUACAGCAGAAAACGUUAGCAAUGCUGUCUUAAUCCGGCCUACAUUACACUGAUGUUGGCCAUGAUGCAGGCUGUAAGAGUAGCCUUCAGGUGGUUCAAUGUAAAAAGUCCAGAAUUCCUCAGCAGUUUUUAAUUUCCAUAGUACAAUACUUCUGCUGACCUUCCAAAGAAAAUGGGCGCAUUCUCUCUCAUUUGCCCAUCUUGCUUUUAAUAUGGAGAAGUCUCUGCCCCAUUUAUUUUUAUUUUACAAAAUUCCAAUUUGAGAAAGGUUGCAGUGGCAUUCAUCAAGAUAUCAGUUCAGAGAAUGCAAGCUGACUUGAGUUUCCAAUUGAAAUGUAAUCUUCUCUCCUUUCAACCCUGCGUGUCCCAGGGUAGGUGUAACUAUGUGUUCAGAAUGGCCAAGUCUGCUUUCAUUGUUGGCAUUUUGCCCCUUUCCAUGCUUGCAAAAGCACACCCAGAGUGUAUGCAUUUCUAGCUCCUCCUGGCAGUGUGCUGAAGAAUAAUACACCGCUGAAAAGCAGACUGGGGGGGUUCCUUGUUUCUUAGAAGCUGACAUCUGAUUCUGAAGCUGCCCUUUGGGUGUGGGUGUGUGAGCAGGGAUAGUUUUUCCAUGGUCAUUAAAAGGCCAUUGAUUUCUUUGCCAUCUGAUUUGAUUAAUGCAAUGAACAUUCUCAAGCUAUCAAGUGGUUUGAUACUCGGGUCGCAACUCUGCACAAGCAGUCGUAAGUGUAUGCAUUGGUGAAAAUGGGUUUCCUUGAUUCUGCAAGAGUGCCCAUGAAACACAAGCACAACUGAUCCCAUAAAAACGGUUCUAAUAGGGAAUCUCCAAAUGAAGUAAUUUUCAUUUCCACCUUGUGGCUCCCUGCUGCAGCCUCCAGACAUGAGAUAGUAUGUCAACUUCAUAGCAUGUAGGAGAAGUAACUGAAGAUCAGUUGUCAACAGGGUGGAUAAAAAUCAAUGAUAAGAAAAUAGAUUUUUAAAAAUUUAAAUCGGAUUUUUUAAAUUUAAAUUGGAUUUUUUAAAAUAAAAUGCUUUUGGAGGAAAAAUAACUACCAUAUCUUUCUAAAGAUAGUUUUCUAUUUAAGUUACAUUAUGGUCCAAAGACUAUUCAUCAGGAAAUAAGGAUUUGUUUUAAGUUCUUUUUUUAAAAAAAUAAUAAUUGUUUAACCACACCAGUUAACAAACAUGGAUACAUAUGCUGUAAUGUUAUUGUUUUGGUUAAAUAAAUUGUUUAAAUUGUUAAAUUGUCCAAUGAAGUACAGCAGAAAAGUUGUCCAAAUAUAACUUAUUAAUCCUCACAAUAAUUUCAUAAUUAUCGGUCUAUGUAUAUCUAAUAGUAUAGCCAAAUCAGUAAUUUUUAUAUGACUGUAAAAAAAACUACUCUGAAAAUUGAUUAUUCCAAAAUUGAAACUUUCAUCUGGUUGUAAAUAUGAAGAUUAUACCAGCAAGAAUGAGUCUUUCUGUAAAAAAAAAAAAAAAGAUUUAAAUCAAGUCUUACUGGCAAGUGAUUUAAAUUGUUAUUUACAUUGUUUUGAUUUAAAUCAAAUCCACCCUGGUUGUCAACAAUGAUUUCGUAUACAUUUUAUGUAAACGUAGAUGUGCCACUUUUCCACCUUGCUAUUAGAUCACAAAGGAGUUUGGAGGGUAAACACUGCUUUUCCUGUAACCACCAAAACUAAUUUCUUUCAAUGUUUCCUCUUUCUAACAACAUAAAUUGGGUCUUCUUUACAUUGUUUCUUGUAAGUGUAAAAUUGUUUUGCUUUGAUAGUUGUUGAGAACCAAGACUCUAGUGAAUAUGCACUGGACAGAUUUAGACUCUGAUUCUGUUCUGUCACCUCCUGCCUUUUUAUUAGACAUUGGAUUUCAGCUGGGAUGAACUUCAAGCCGCAAAUGAUCAUACCUUGACAUUUAAUGAAACCAAAAUGACCCACAAAGGCGUAUCAGCUUCCAGCACGAAUAUGAUUUAGUACUAAGUGCACAGGAAUUUUGCAGGAACAGCUGUACUUACAUAAUAAUAAUAAUAAUAAUAAUAAUAAUAAAUUUAUUAUUUAUACCCCACCCAUCUGGCUGGGUUUCCCCAGCCACUCUGGGCAGCUUCCAACAAAAUAUUAAAAUACAAUAACCUGCAUUUAGGUUGAAACAAAAACUGAGAUGUAGUGACUUUAAAAAAAAAAUAAAAUCCUGAAGGACACCUGGAACUUUGUGAGCAACACAUAUGUAGACUCCAAUCAUGGGGUGAGCUAAGUGCUACCAUGGUUGGAGGUAGUUGCUCAGUGGCUUUCUAUUUCCAUACUUCAGGGUUGUUGUUUUUUAAUAAAAUAAAAUAAGGUAAAGUCCAGCCGAAAUCAAUGAAGCACUUUAAAUGAGCAGAGCACGAACUAUUUAUUGAGCACUGUAAAGGUCAUCCCUAAAUUUUCUCCCUAGCCAGAGCUUCUUGAAUAGAGAGUGGAAAGAAGCAAGCAGAUGUGGCUUCAUUCUUCACUUAGUCUGCAAUUUAAUGCACUUAUGUAAUUGCUUCUUGUGAAAAUGGAAAAGCAGGGGUCUAAUUUUCUCCAUAUGCGUUCUGCACUUCCUACGAUCAUGUCAUAUUGUUUGGGAACAGAUUCCGGUGAUAGCUUCGGCUGGAGCAUCGGGCAGCCGCGCUCCAAUUUCACUUCAAAGCGUAACCUCAAUUUUUGCCAUGCUAUCUCCCCACCCCCAUUAUUAAUUUUUAUUGGAGUUUGUGACAUGGUUUUUAGUGCAAGAAGUUCAGGCCUUCUAUCUGAAAUACCAACUGUAAUGGAUAAACUUUAUUUCUUAUUUCUUUUAGUUUUCAGAAAGAAGGUAUUGGAGAGGCUUUUUCCUACUCCUGUUCCAUCUGGUGUGGUUUCUUCAAGUGCAGAGAGCGGCACUGCUCCCAGAAGUCCAGUUUCGGAGCAAGGAGGUCCUGAGAGUACCACAAUUUUGCAGCGACACUCCAGUGUACCAGGUAUAAGAUAGCUUGCAGAUCGGGAGAACCUGUGAACUUAACAUUGGGAAAUCUGUUGGACAACUGUCCAACAGGGAGGUGUUGCACAAAGUGAAAUAAAAUGAUGUGUAUUGUACUUAGUUGCAUAACAACAACAACAUAUUAUUAUUUUUAUUUAUUUAUUUUUUUAUUUAUACCCUGCCCAUCUGGUUGGGUUUCCCCAGCCACUCAGGGCAGUUUCCAACAAAAUAUUAAGAAUACUAUAAAACAUCAAACAUUAACAACUUCCCUAAACAGGGCUGCCUUCAGAUGCUUUCUAAAGCUUAGGUAGUUGCUUAUUUCCUUGACAUCUGAUGGGAGGGCGUUCCACAGGGCGGGCGCCACUACCGAGAAGGCCCUCUGCAUCCUUGCAAUAAAGAGACGCCACUACAAAGGCCAUUUCUUUUCAGAGGAGUUACAAGGAAAGCGUUAACAGGUACAUACACUGUUCAGAAAGAUGGAAGUGUAUUGGCCUGGGUUAAAGUAACCUGGCAUGUUAGCGGAAGCUAGCACAAUGGGUUUUCCCCCGCCUCCCACUGCAAUCCACCCCCUUCCCAAAUCUGCUCCGGAGGGCCAGGAGAACCCCCCAGAACAGUUUGUGGGAGAGAGGAGAGGGAAGAGCCUUUCAUCUGGCCAGCUGAAAUGUUUGUGCUGUUGGGAAGGUUCAGAAGAGAACCAGUGUGGCAUAAUGGUUGGAGUGUUAGACUAGGACUUGGGAGAGCAGGAUUAGAAUCCCCACUUGGCUGUGAAGCUCACUGGGUGUCCUUGGACCAGUCACCAUCUCUUAGCCUAAUCUACCUCAUAGGGUUGUUUUGGGGAUGAAAUGGGUAGGAGAAGAACCACAUACACCACCUUGAGAUGGAAGAUAAAAGGUCGUAUAUAAAGGUAAAGGGACCGCUGACCAUUAGGUCCAGUCGUGACCGACUCUGGGGUUGCGGCGCUCAUCUCGCUUUAUUGGCUGAGGGAGCCGGCGUACAGCUUCCAGGUCAUGUGACCAGCAUGCCUACGCCGCUUCUGGCGAACCAGAGCAGCGCACGGAAACGCCGUUUACCUUCCCGCCGGAGUGGUACCUAUUUAUCUACUUGCACUUUGACGUGCUUUCAAACUGCUAGGUUGGCAGGAGCAGGGACCGAGCAACGGGAGCUAACCCUGUCGCGGGGAUUCAAACUGCCGACCUUCUAAUCGGCAAGUCCUAGGCUCUGUGGUUUAACCCACAGCGCCACCCGCGUCCCUGGUAUAUAAAGGUAAUAUAAAAAAAUAAAAUUGAAUUCCUCCCUAAGUCUUAAAAGUUCAACCACAAUCUGCCUAAUUGCAAAACAAAUGUCACCUUUGAUGACUUGUCACAGUCUCAAAGUGCUGGUAAAGAGCCACUCAGGAAUUGCUCUCUCUAGAAUUCAGCUAAGAAAAACUGGCACAUGAAUGUUGAUUUCACAUCCAGGUUGGCCAUUCUCCGAGCACAGCUGCUUCUUGGAGAAUAGGCUACACUCCAUGGUAUGGCCCAUGAACUGCUGGAAGCAUUGUGUCAAAUUUGUUUGAUGUUUCAAGGUUUUCAGGUUGUAACCCUUGGGUGUUAACCGUAGUUCAGUGUUCCAGGAAUAAUCUCACAGAUGCUCCAACUGAUCGUGGACUGUUGUCCCAAAGCUUGGUUUGUUUGCCAUAUGCUCUUUCCUUCUGCCUUGUUAGCAUGAUAAGCAUCUUGUUAGUUAGAUUAGCCUCAACCAGAGCCAGGGCCUUCUCAACACUGGCUCCGGCCUGGUGGAACGCUCUGCCUCAUGAGACCAGGGCCCUGCGGGAUCUGAUUUCUUUCCGCAGGGCCUGUAAGACAGAGUUGUUCCACCUGGCCUUUGGCUUAGAAUCAGUUUGAUUCCCUCCACCUCUUCCUUUUUCCUUUUUCCUCCUGUGAAGAGGCUGCAUCCUAAUGUUUUAAUGUUGUAUUUUAAUCUUGUUUUUUAAAUAGUAUUUUAAUCAACUUGUUUUUAUUAUUGGUUGUUAGCCGCCCUGAGCCCGGUCUUGGCUGGGGAGGGCAGGGUAUAAAUAAAAUUUAUUAUUGUUGUUGUUGUUGUUGUUAUUAUUAUUAUUAUUAUUAUUAUUAUUAUCUGAGGUGGGGUCAUACAGACCAUGUUUAAGCACGGCUGUUGGGUUCAGACAUAAUGCCAAAACAUAAUUUAAAAAGCCACUACUAGUAAUCCAACAGCAAAUGAAGGGUUCACAUCAUGGUUGCUGCUGGAAAAUAAACCAUAGUUGGCCUGCUAGGCUGAGAUCAGGCAUUACUCCAAACCAGACUCUGGCUAAACACAACAUAGCUUAAUAUUACAUGUGAGCUAAGCCAAUGUGGUAGUCAUUGGUACAACCAUUUGAACUCAUUAACACAAGCCAUUCAAAUGUGUAUUUUAAAUACAGUGAUAUUUUAUAUAUGCAUACUUUCUGUUCACUAACCCUUCCCAAAGAGAUGAAAUCACAGAAUUCAUGUGCUUACUGAGCAUCUCCAAUAUCUAAGAAUGUAGUUUUUAAUAAAGAGAGAACAUACUUCCUAUUCUCUCUAAUUGCAUUCUUGGUGAACUCUUUAUGAAACAGAAUACCGUUUAGUGGCUUUUUACUUAACACUUUAUUAGAGUUGUACAUCAAGUAAACUGAACGUAGACACCCCUGAGUUCAAUGGGUUGCACCACAUUUAACCCCUUGACUCAUCCAGUGCAGAAUUAAAUUUCCAAUUAACUUAGUUUCAGCUAAAUUUUUAGCUUUAAUGUGGACUCAUGAUCCAUGUUAAUGUUGCAGUAGCUUAGCAUGAAUUCUGUUCAUAUUUCCAAAAGCUCAUGGCAGAAGAUGCACAUUUGGAUAGGAGGAUGCUGGUCUUGACUGAAAAGGUCCUACCAACAUCCUCUUAGAAGCUUGGGAAAGAGGGUACUUUAAAGCACUUAAAAAUAAAUAAAUAAAUAAACCCAUGCAAAGCAAGACAUGCAAACCCCCAAAUUAACAAUCUCAGGAAAUUAGAAUAUUAAAUGAAAUCAGCAAAACAAGGACUGCAAAUAGAUUCUCUAUGGGGUUCAGGUCAGGCGAGUUUGCCGGCCAACCAGUCAGCAUCCCCAUAAAGCUCGUCUGCGGAAGGAAAUAUGAAGUGCUCCAAAAUCUCCUGGUAGACGGCUGCCUUGACCCUGGACUUAAUGAAGCACAGUGGACCAACACCAGCUGAUGACAUGGCUCCCCAAAUCUCUUUUCUGAUGAGAGCAGCUUUUGCAUCCCAUUUGGAAACCAAGGACCCAGAGUCUGGAGGAAGAAUGGGGAGGCACACAAUGCCUGAUGCUUGAAGUCCAGUGUGAAGUUUCCACAGUCUGUGUUGAUUUGGGUAGCCAUGUCAUCAGCUGCUGUUGGUCCACUGUGCUUUAUGGGGAUGCUGACUUCAUUUUCCAGCAGGACUUUGGCACCUGCCCACACUGCCAAAAGUACCAAAACCUAGUUCAAUGCCCAUGGGAUUACCAUAUUUUUCACCCCAUAGGAUGCACCUUUUCCCCUCCAAAAAUGAAGGGGAAAUGUGUGUGCGUCCUAUGGGGCGAAUGCAGGCAUUCGCUGAAGCCUGGAGAGCGAGAGGGGUCGGUGCGCACCAACCCCUCUCGCUCUCCAGGCUUCGCGCAGAUCUCUGCAAGCCGUGGGAGCCCGCACCUGGCUCCCACGGAUUGCAGAGAGCUGCCUGUAUGCCGAAGGCGUUGGGCUCCCGCAGCUUGCGGAGAGUUGCCUGUUCUGGGGGCUGGGGUCGGGGGAAGCUCGGGCUUCCCUGCCCCAGCCCCGCGCCUGGGGGGGAAAUAAUUUUUUUCCCUUUAUUUCCCCCCCCCCAAAAAAACUAGGUGCGCCUUAUGGGACGGUGCGUCCUAUAGGGCGAAAAAUACGGUACUUUGACUGAUUGGCCAGCAAACUCGCCUGACCUGAACCCCAUAGAGAAUCUAUGGGGCAUUGCUAAGAAAAAGAUGAGAGACAUGAGACCAAGCAAUGCAGAAGAGCUGAAGGAUGCUAUUGAAGCUUCCUGGUCUUCCAUAACACCUCAGCAGUGCCACAGGCUGAUAGCAUCCAUGCCAUGCUGCAUUGAGGCAGUAAUUGAUGCAAAAUGGGCCCAAACCAAGUACUGAGUACAUAUGCGUGCUUCUACUUCUUCAAGGUCCAAUAUUUCUCUAUUUGCAUCCUUGUUUUGCUGAUUUCAUUUAAUAUUCUAAUUUUCUGAGAUUGUUAAUUUGGGGUUUUCAUCAGCUGUACGCCAUGAUCAUCACAAUUAUAACAAAUAAAGGCUUGACAUAUCUUGCUUUGCAUGUCAUGAGUCUAUCUCAUAUAUUAGUUUCACCUUUUAAGUUGAAUUACUGAAAUAAAUGAACUUUUCCACAAUAUUCUAAUUUUUCGAGUUUCACCUGUGCAUUUGACAAUUGUAGGGAAGAAUUCAGUCAGCAAACUAGGGAAGCUUUUGAUUCCACCGCCCCCCCAUGUCAACUGAUUCUCCCCUGCAAAUGGUCUCUGCUCCUUCAUUCAUGUGGCCAUGCAAAUUCCAAUUUCAAAGCACAAGACUGUAAACAUAUAUAAAGACUUAUAAACGUAUAUAUCACAUUCGUAGUGAAGGCGGUACUCUCCUUUUCCAUACAACUUGGGAGUAUUUUUCAUGAUAAACCUCUAGGAGGAAGAACUGUAAUUUUUUAUUAUUGGAUAUCCUGUCAUUCAAAAUUACCAGGAAACAGAAAUCUCUUGUUACACAAAUAAUAAGAAAUGGUAUAUGUCUCGCAAGAGUGGCAUAUUUAUUGCUGGAACCAAUAACCCAAUGCCGCAAUAAAUCUUGAUUUUAGCAUGACCUUUCUGAUUCAAUGUAGGCGCAUCUUCCUAAGUUACGUUUACAUGAAUUGAUUAUGUAAGUGCAUAAAUACCUUUUUCUUUUCUUUUUUUACUACUUCAGCAGUACUGUUGUCUUAGACCUGGAUAAUGUUUGCAUGCAUUUUAGCAUGCCUCUAGUAGAAGCGUCCAAAGUUUCCCUGAUUCCAAAGACUUGAGUAUCAGUGAUAUAUUGGCAUACAAGGCAAACCUCCUCUAUACAUAUUCAUAAGGAAUUUUGGCAGCACAAUAAUGGAAUAAACAACUUUUCAGACUGAUUAAAACAAUUCGUUUUAGCGGUUAAUUACUGUGGCAAGAAAGAGCAACGGACUGUAAUUACUACAUUGCAGAGCAGACUAUGACAUUUUAAAUACCUUUCAAUCAAGAAUUUGUUUACUGGUGACUGAUUUUAUGAUAACUAUCAAUGUUGAUUAUUCAUAAUGUUCUGAGGCCAUUAUUUUUUUCCCAUCUGGAUCCACGAACUGCUGUUUUUAAUUCUGUCUCUGUUUGGACAUCUUAUAUCUUCCCCAAUGCCUUCAGAAGGUUUUCUCUAGAGACCCAAAAUGACCAUUACAGUUGGGCUUUCUCUUCAUUUGGCAUCUACAGUGGGGUGGAAUAAAUUGUUGCCCGACACCCCCCCUUUCAAAUCUUCAGAAACUAGAUAACAACAAUACAGUGUUCUGGGUUUUGUUUUGCUUUUGUAUUCUGAAGGGCCAUAUCAAAUUGUUCCUAUGAAGGUGUGUUUGGCUUGUGACUUAUCCAAAGAAGUUCAGAUAAAGUCAGCAUGCCCUUACUUACUGGAAUAAGGCAAUACUAACAACAGUCUGUGCAUGUAAGUGUAGACAGGUAGAUAAAACCACAUUUCACAAAAAUGUGGAGGGGAGGGAGGGCUUGCCUGCAAUAACUUCUUUGACAGCCUGUUCAAUGCUCUACCCUAAGUUUAACAUAAUCAUUAGAAGUUUAGAGUUGGAAGAUACUUCCGAGGGUCAUCUAGUCCAACCUCAUGCAGUGCAGGAAUCCUGCCCACAGUUGUUGACCUUUUUUUGGCAAAUUCACACAUACAAAAAUGAAGUUUUUGAGCUACUUUUAAGCCAAAUCACCAUUUUAGCGAUUUCCGUCCAGAAACUGCUUCCGAAUGCUGUAUUCCGGAUAUGUCUGGGAAAUUACGGACGUAUGGCAACGCUAAUAUAUGUGCUAGAAACCUUGUUUCCAGAAAUAAAUAAAUGGCUUUCUCUGAUUUCAAAGCAGAAGCCCCUUGGAUAUCGUGAGGGAAACAAAAGCCACCUUAAGCCUUCAUUAAUAGUUUAGGAGAGUAAUUAUUAAAUGCGUGCCCAUGAGAAACAAGUUAAAAAAGUGGAAUCCUUUGCAUGUUUUACUUGGAAGCAAGUCUUUCUAUUCAGGAGGAGUUACUGCCAGCACCCUCUCAUCCUUCUAGAGGCUGCCCACUGUUUCUCUGCAUGCUUCACUGCUCUGGCCAUUUCUAACAGGGCCAGAGCAGGCAUCUGGUCAGGUGAUUUUUGUCUUGUAGCCUCAGGCCAGAGAGAGGAGGAACCAACACAGAGAGUGAUUGAAAUGUAGCAGGCCACAGCUUUAUCGGGGAUGGCUUCACAGACAGGUUGGCAGGGCAAGGAUCCAGCUUCUAACAACCCACCUAGCAAGAGACAUGGCGAUAUUGCCUUCCCUCUGGAAAGGUCCAUCCAGAACAGUGAGCCCUACAGAAACAUGGAGAAUGGGACCCUUUGAGAGUGGGGAAUGUUUAUACAUCAACAUGUUCUUGUGCAAGAGCUUCAGUAAGGGUAUGCCUAGGCUACUGGAAAUCUUGCAGAUGCCGAACUUGUAUCUCCCUAAACCUUUUGCAGUUCUGUUUUUGAACGAACUUUCUGCAGGGAAAGGAGCCUGCCUUAAAAAAACGCCUGCAGAGGAGUCUAACACCCUUUAACUUUCACGUUUGCUUCUCAUUAAUUCCAGCGCUUGAUUUAACACCUCAUUAUUAAUCAACAGUGAUAGGAGAAAUUGGAUCCAAGACUUGGCAGUUUGAGGGAUUUAGCAUGAAUUUAGGGAAAUGAAUUUACUUGAAUAGUUUCAAUUAAUUUUUCCUUGAUGUCUUGUCUUUUUUCAGACUGCAUGAUUAAUCAGUUUGUAUAUCUUGGGCUGCAUUUAUUUCUGUUUUCCAUUUGCGACCUCUGAAAGAGUUGGGUUUAGACAAUGCGAGGCUCAGGGCGGGGUGGGUAUUUUGAUGCUGUCAGAAACAAAUAGGCAGCGGUGAUGAGAUGAGCACAAGGAAUUCAGUCUCCUGAACCCUGUGAAAUGUCCUAAUUUCUUCUGCUGAACAAAAGAAAUUAAGAUGUCUCGUCAAGAUCUAUGGGAAUCCCUGCUCCUUGAAGUCUGCAAUGUGCACAGAAAGCUGACACGACCUCAUGAAAGCAAUCGUUGUGGGAGCAGGCGUUCCUUCAGCUCUGUUCAGUUUCUCAAUAGCUAUAGAUUUAAUGGCAUAACUGAAUUUUGGUGAGUGUGGCCAAAUUCUAUUAAAGCUGUCUCAUUAAGAUGCUUUUCAGAAGUGUACUGUAACUUCUUUUGAGUGGGGUUCCUUACGUUCCUUUCAUCCACUCUGCAAGGUGAUUUGUGAGAGAAUUGCUGUCUUUAUUAAUGUGCACCGUAGAUCAGAGCAGCAUUUAAGCGUAAUUAUUUUUUGCAGUAGCAUUCCCAGCAGCGUUUAUCAAAUUUCAUGGAAAACCAGAGACACACUGGGCUGCAGAUCAGGUGCUGCAGUUGAUAAGAUGUAGCUUUUGGCUGUAUCCGCACUGAUGCAGCCUUAGUGACCGUAUCCACGUGUUCAUGUAGGUCCCCUCCUCCCUUUUCCUUUCUUUUAAUUUUUAUUCAAGCUUGAAAGAUUCAUCUAUCAGCUUAAAAAACUGAUGUAAAAUUCUUACUUCAUAAUAACAUCCAACUUUUCUACUUACCAUAAACCAACCUUUUUCCCCAGUCUUCGAACCCUGUUUAUGUAGUUCUGACAAGGUAAGUGGGAAAGUUCAUGACAGUUCUGCGAAAUUGUUCACAUGAAAAAGCACAGCCAUAAUCAAUUGGUGUACAUUUCAUUAGUCAGGUACCUCAACAUUUCUUAAAGAUGAUAAACUGAUACCGUGAGUCGCCCCCAUCCUGCCCCCAGGAUUCUUUUAACUGGGCACCACUGGUGAAGCAGAUUUGUCAUUUUUAUUCACGUGGAACAAUUUGUCAGUCCACCUGCUUCAGUCUGUGUAGCUUCUUCCUGCGGAUGAGGGCAGCCAAACCAAUUUUCCCUUAUUUUUCUCUCUGCCAGAGCAGUGCAGCCAACUUGAAUAAACAGUUUUGUUGUUAUCUUCUAGGUGAAAAGCGUGUGAGUCUGCCUCCAAGGAAAAUGUACACAGUGAAUCUACCCCCCGGAGAUUAUGUACCAGCUGCUAAUAACGAACCCAGCAAUGGCAGCUCUGAGAGUGAUGACAGCGAUGCCAAUACUCCAGGUGAGACAUUUUUCUUGACCGGUGCCCCCCCCCCGCCCCCGAGGUCAUUGUUUAAAGCUGAAAGUUACAGGUAAAUGGUAAAUUUAUUCCCAAGUUUCCCUUUACCUGACUUCUCGCUUCCUUGUUUUAUACAUUUCUUUGUUGCUCUUUGGCAUAAUAAGGUGGCGCUGCCUUAAUUCUUCUCCUGUCCUAAUGCUUCGGUUGAGUAAAUCCCAUUAUUAAUGUUAUACCUAGAGUCUUUAUUCAUGUUAAUCGGUGUUAUUUUUCUAGAAAAAGAGGUGCUGGAUGACUCACCACGAACGCCUCCUUUGUUCUCUUAUAAUGGCAAUGGCGCCGACCUGAAAGGUGCCAGAACUGAGUUCCGGCUGGAAAAAAAUGCCCUGAUGCUAACUAAGGAGGGAAGGAUACCUACCAUUGACCUUACUAAACUGUGGAUCAGGCUUCAAAUAUAUAUUUAUAUAUGGAGGAACUGGGUUUCAGGGUCUACGAAUGGGGCACACUUUGGUAUUUCAGAUUUCAGCAGUGCCCUGUACAAGGCCAAAAUUUGGUGUCCCACACCUUGGCGCUGUGGGUUAAACCACAGAGCCUAGGACUUGCUGAUCAGAAGGUCGGCGGUUCGAAUCCCCACGACGGGGUGAGCUCCCGUUGCUCGGUCCCCGCUCUUGCCCACCUAGCAGUUCGAAAGCACGUCAAAGUACAAGUAGAUAAAUAGGUACCACUCCAGUGGGAAGGUAAACGGCGUUUCCGUGUGCUGCUCUGCUUCGUCAGAAGUGGCUUAGUCAUGCUGGCCACAUGACCCGGAAGCUGUAUGCCAGCUCCCUCGGCCAAUAAAGCAAGAUGAGCACCACAACCCCAGAGUCAGCCAUAACUGGACCUAAUGGUCAGGGGUCCCUUUACCUUUACCUACCUUCCAUCCUGCUCAAUUCUCUGUCAUAUGUGGCAAUCCCCUAGGCUCCUCCUCUGCUCCAAAGUACUAGAGAGCUUGAAUGUGGUAUAUGAUUUAACUCCAUAGGUGCCUUCUGCUGAGCCAGGGGGCUUGAACCUUAAGGGGAUUGAACCUUAGACCUACUACACGCAGCACAGAUACUUUGGAGUGACAUAUGCCAUAUCUUUAACUGAACUAUGCUGCUCUCACAUAGAAAGGAUUUCCUAGUAAUACUAAGCAGUUUAAGUUGUGGGCAUUUGUAUUAAGUGGUCUGAUUUAAAGAGCAGUGAAAGGAGAAUGCAAUAGCUUAUUUCCCACUCCUAGUCAGAUAGGUGUUCAUUUUAUGAAUUUCUCGGUGCAUGAGAAAUUCAUAAAACGAAUAGCUUGCCUGAAAGAACAGCUGGAUGCACUUAGAACACCCACUUAUUUUCCAUUGAAACCAAUGAAUUUUAUAUUUUAUAUAUAUAUUUUAAAAUGUGCAUAGCAGCCACUUCCUCCAAUUCAGGAAUUGUUUGUGGACGGCAAGUGAAUUUGCAUGGAGUUCUUCUAUCCAUAAGAAUAGCUUCGUUUAUUGAAAGGAAGGGAAAUAGCAUGAGAUUGCAUGCAUUGGCGAGGCCUGUCAGUUGAAAUGAACUGGGGCUGCCAAUACUUCAGUACACCAAGCAACAGUGGAGCUGGGGAAAUGUAACAUGGCAUUGGGACUGCCACAUGGGGAAGAUCGUAAGUGACACACGUAUGAGGCAAGUGCAUUUUCAGUCCGUAAAUCUAAGCUGCAUUGGCAAAAGUGUGGCGUCCAAUUUUUUUUUGGCGUAUUUAAGAAUUACAGGUACAGACAAAUUUGUCAGUAGCAAAAUAUGGUAGGAUCAGGCUGAGGAUGCCACACAUUUCUGUAUCCCAUUAUUCCUUUCCCCUGUUACUUGGGCAGGUGUUUUAUAGCCUAGGCAGAAUGAAAAGUGAUUCAUGGCAAGCUUGUCUAGCCGGAGACGGAAGAAAAAAAGGACCAAUAAAGUAUAGCUAGGUGACUGUAUUUCAGUAUAGAUCUUCAUUCGUCUGUGCAUUUUUUCUAUAUGCUUUCAAGCUUCCCCACAUUAUUUAGGAUAAAUAUUGCACUUCUCUACUCUGUUUGUCUCUAGCUUUAUUAGCCAUGCAUCCUUGUGAGUGGACAAGGUUAUAAUUAAGGGUACUUAGAGCUAAAAAGCCUUGGUUUUAUUUAUUUCUAUUUCAGUUUUGGCAUGGAGCCUGUGUUUGGUACAGCUUUUAAUUCGUAACCUAUAGCUGCUCCUCUUUCUGUGGUCUUUCUUUUUCUGCCAAGCUGAAGUCUAGCAUCCCAAAACUGUUCUUCUUUGCCCCACUUUUGCCAUUGCAAGCUAUCCAUGAUCUGCCCCCUUUUGGCCCUGCGUAGUAUCCAUGAUCCAGGUGAGAUUUCAUGUCAGUGACAUGCAGCUGUCAUUUAUCAGGUUUAUUGCUCUUAACUGGGUGGUAUAUUUCUGACUAGUGUUGUUGCACAGGAUUCUAAUUUGCAUGGUUGACAGAAGCAUGAGGUGUUUACACUUCAUUUCCUGUUCCUCUUCUCUAUUUCCCAUCAUCAGUUUGUCCAAAGGCACUCCUCCGUUGCAUCGCACAUUUUGCAGAAUGUCAUUAUUACAGCAGGAUUACACAAUUUAAUCAGUAUAAUUAGGGGCACCAUGCACAAGAUGUUAGGUUGACCUUAUUGGCAGGUCACUUUUGAACCAUUGUUUGAAGCAGACGGUGGUUUAAUGCGAACAAGCAGAGUGCUCUUGCACGUUCUUCAAAGUUUCCCGCAGUGUUCCUCCCUUGCUUGCAGACAAAAGAAGCCACAGUCUGGCUUGCUAUGUCAUCAAGACCUGGGCUCAUUUGUUUCUUCCAAACAAGCCACAAGCAGUAACCAAGGUUUUUUCUUGGCUGAUCUCCGGGGGGGGGGGGACCAAGCCCAGGUCUGGAUGACACAACAGCUCUUGCUUGCUUAGUCCACUAAGGUGAGCAGCUUCCUGCUGCUCUCUCACAUGAAACCAAUGUUCAUUAAAAACAAUGUUUUAUGCUUCAAUGUGACUUGCAAACUGGACCACUAUGAAGCUGGAAUAUUUAUUUGUGAAAGCUGUCUUUUGCUAAAUUUUCAGACACUAAACUGAAAAAUUCGGCAAUAGCUUCUUAAAAAAGAAACUUUGCAAAGUGCUUGGCUAGACUGCGGGAAAGGAUCGUACCGUUUAAGAAACUUGGAAAAAAUUUUGUUUAGUCAUGUCUGACUCUUCGUGACCCCAUGGACCAGAGCACGCCAGCCACUCCUGUCUUUCACUGCCUCCCACAGUUUGGUCAAACUCAUGUUAGUAGCUUCGAGAACACUGUCCAACCAUCUCGUCCUCUGUCGUCCCCUUCUCCUUAUGCCCUCCAUCUUUCCCAACAUCAGGGUCUUUUCCAGGGAGUCCUCUCUUCUCAUGAGGUGACCAAAGUAUUGGAGCACUCCAGUGAGCACUCAGGGCUGGUUUCCUUAAAAAUGGAGAGGUUUGAUCUUCUUGCAGUCCAUGGGACUCUCAAGAGUCUCCUCCAGCACCCUAAUUCAAAAGCAUCAAUUCUUUGGCGAACAGCCUUCUUUAUGGUCCAGCUCUCACUUCCAUACAUCACUACUGGGAAAACCAUAGCUUUAACUAUACAGACCUUUGUCAGCAAGGUGAUGUCCUCUUUUUAAGAUGCUGUCUAGGUUUGUCAUUGCUUUUCUCCCAAGAAACAGGCGUCUUUUAAUUUCGUGACUGAUGUCACCAUCUGCAGUGAUCAUGGAGCCCAAGAAAGUAAAAUCUCUCACUGCCUCCAUUUCUUCCCCUUCUAUUUGCCAGGAUGUGAUGGGACCAGUGGCCAUGAUGCUAGGGUUUUGUUUUGUUUUGUUUUUUGGAAAAAAUAGAGGGUUCUAAAUGAAAUGGAUUCAACAAGCAUGAAGUUGGAAGAAACCUUGUAAGAACUUUUUCAAUGAAUUUUUUGCUUUGAAAGCAUCCUUCCCCAUCCCCCACCCCAAACAUUUUGAAUAAGUAAGUUGAUGGUUUUGACAAGGGCAUUAAUGUAGUGUUAAUUUUGAGCCACAGAUAAGCUAUCAUCCAUCAAAUGCCGGUACCUAAAUCAAUAACGUGGUUGCUUCAAGCUGUUUAAACUUGAACUCUGGCUGUUCCCAAAGUAUUUUUGUGGUUAUCUAUUUACUUAAGAACACUUCUGUAGGAUAAGCUCCUUAAGGCACACCAUCUGGCUUAUAAAGGAACAAAGAGUGAAAGCUUUUGACAGGGAAGUAGCAUUAAUCAUGUUUGUUCUUUGUUGUGAUGUCACAACACAGCACUUCUUAUAAGUAAUAAUAACAUUUUUGAGACUAAGAAUUCAUGCUGCAAGUUGUAAUCUGAAGCUGCAUUUGUGCUUAAUUGUUAGACUAAUAUAUAAUUAUCACUACUGUACUACGGGGCCCCCUCUUACUUGGAUUUUAACCUUGUUUUCCUAUUGCAAACGUUGGUGUUUGUGCUGUCUCUUAAUGCUGCUCCUUCACAGUCAGAGACAGUAAUGUUUCUGAAUACCGGUUGCUGAAAACACUGGGAGAGUGUUCUUGUUCUUGGGUCUUGCUUGCAGGUUCCCCAUGGAUAUCUGAUUGGCUACUGUGAGAUGCUGAACUAGAUGGGUCAUUGGUCAGAUCAAGCAGGCUCUUACGUUCUUGUGUCUAACUGAUGCCUUCAGUAGCCACAUUGAUUUGCUAGAUUCUUUAUUCUGCAAGACAAAGGCCUCUGAACCUGAAUCCAUAGCAUGCAAAGACAAUGGGUGAUAGUCCAGCUAAGUCAUACUUGGAGUUAGUUGGCAUCCAUCUGUCUUGAAAUACAAAGGAGUGCAUCUCUGGAGGUGAAGUCAAACCUCUGCAUUGCAGCCCCAAAGUGACCUCCCUGGGUUGCAAGCCUGGGCAAUGUGUAUGGAGGUCCUGGACUGCCCAGAUGGACGGACCGCUUGGCCUCGCUGAUGUGGUCCAAAGGAAAGCGGAACAAUGUUUGGCACCAGCUUGGCUGCGGGAGUUGUACAGGGAUACGUUGGGUACCUCCCAACAGGUGAUGGUGAUAAUUGGUUGUGUGUUGAAGUGACGCUUACAUUCUUAAAAUAGUUUUUUUUUUUUUUAAAUCAACAAACUUGAAUCUCUCUUGCAGAGACCAGAAAACCCUCAAGAGUGAAGGUCCGCAUGUUGCAAUAUGAGGGCAAGGCCAUGUUGGCUCACUUCUUGAUAUUUCAUAACUCUGCAUAUUUAUGCACCAAGAUACUUAAAUCUAUUUCAUGUUCUUAAUCCACAUCUAGGUUUGACAAUGAUAAAGUCAUUGCAUACAUUUUUCUUUCUUCGCAAUUUAAGGGUGUUUCUCCCCUCCCUCCCAGGCAAGGGGGGUGGUAUUGUUGCCAAAGCCUCCAUAUUUCUGGAAUGUCACCUCUAGCAUCAUACAAAGUGGACUUCACUUGCAGAUUUGCUUCUUGCAGUUUAUAACACUGUCAUACCUAAGAUCAUUUUGGGGCAAUGCAUACAAACACUGCCAACCCAAACAUGGAAGAGCUUGCAUGUGUGGUGGUUGGUUGGUUGGUUGGUUGGUUGCGUGUGUUGUGUUUUCUUUUCAGCACACUAGGGUUUAGCUGAAUCAUACAAAGUAAGGGGAAAUAAAAUGCUUCUGAACUUGGAAUACCUUCUCAUGUGCCACAGAGUAACCAUGGUAACCACAUAUCUAGCAUCUCUUGUCAAUACCUUUGCCUAUUCGCUGGGCAUGAAAACUUCCACUGUUAAACAUCCUUAGAUGACUGAGACUGGUUUUCAGAUUUGCUCAGAGUAGACACACUGAAAUUAAUGCACAUGACUUAAGUUAGGUCCAAUAGUUUCAGCGUGGGUCUUCUCAGAGUAAAACUUGGUUAGUUUUCAAUCAAAUCCCUCCUGUGCUUCAGAGCAAUUCCUCCAGAAAUAGGUUUUUGUUCUCUAUUUCCAGUAGGAUGGUCAUGAAUGAUGAUGGUUGCUAGAUCAUCAUAAUAUUUGUUGUGCAGGAUGAGGCAGCAACAAAUAUGCCACUGAGCUAGAACUCACCUUGAUGUUGUUGAUAGACCCUGGUUUAAAACUCUCAGAGAUAGAGGAGUUUCAGGGUUUUCUGCUUCAUUUGUAAGAAAACUGACCUAAUUCACGACUCCCAGACCAAUACAUGGAUCAGAAUGUAAUUAUCUUUUGUGCUUCUUCAAAAAUUUCCGAUAAAGUAUGUAAAAAGAAAUUAAAAAACACGAUAGAAUAUACAAUUCAAUAUAUAUUUUAAAUAUAUUUUUUCAUAUACUGUAUACAAAUGCACACAAUUGACAUAUGAAUGAACACCUGCAAAAAUGAGAAGAGACCAGAAAUACUCUUCCAUCCCUAACACCUGCGCACCUAGCUCUUUGUUUCGUGAGAAGUGUGCCUGGCAUUUUUGAGCUACUGUGCUGAAAUAGCCUAUAAGUGUCCAAGAAGAAUCCAACAUCAGCUACUUCAUCCUGAGGGAGGAGUGGAGAGGAAUAUUUCUGAGAUUCUUCCCACCCCUGUGCUUUAAACAACCUUUUGCAAUGGUUUAAGAUGCUUGCCUGUAUCUCUUUACAAAAAUUCUUUGUCUUUUCAAAUAAUACUAUUCUUGUGAUGAGUGUUGAAAAGUACCACUCCUGAUACUCAUUGUGUGAGACACAGAUUGGCCUUGUACCUGGGAUGGGCUGUGUGAAGAUGGCUACAAAGGCAGAGAAGAACUGUGGGAGCAGUGCCGGAUUUACACAUAAGCUAAACAAGCUAUAGCUUGGGGCCCCACUCUCUUGGGGGCCCCCCAAAAUUUUCACCAUUAAUAUACUACUUCUUAAUUGUAUUUCAGUUCAACAAUUACUUUGAUAAAAUACGUAUUUUGUUAUGUGCAAAUGGCUUUAGAUACCUAUUAGGUCCAUAAAUUACCAUAUAGCAUAUAUUCAACACAAAAAACAGCGACAAUUUGUCGUUGACAAAGGACAGCUGGACAUAUAAAGGGCCCCAUUACCUUGAGGAGCUUAGGGCCUCAUCAAACCUAAAUCCAGCCCUGUGUGGGAGAGGCAUGACUGGUUCAGUGCCAUUAUCAAAAAGCAAAACAAAAACAAAACCAUCCUGCAAGGAUGCCAAAGAAACAGAAUCCAUUGUAGAGCUUCACAGAAUUGAAAGAAGCCCAGCAUACCUGCCUCAUGAAGUUGCCAGCAGGCUAGCAUAUCUGGGAGUUGUGUAUGAACAAGGUGACACACAUUUUGUUUAUUUAAGGCAUUGUUUACUGUAAAAAACCUGAAUUUUUUUUUAGCUAGGCACGACCCAUGAGGUGGGGUGAAGAGCCUGCCUCAGGCAGUGUAAGUGCAGAAGGCAGCGUUCUAUGGCGUUGCCACUCAUCUUCCCUGCCUCAGGGGGGAGAAGCUGAACAGCAACACUUGGGAAAGCGCCUGGCUCCCACUGAGUUCAGUGAGAACCGGGAGGCGAUGGUGGGACUGGAGGCGGCAAUUCCCGUUUUGCCUCAGGCGGCAAAACAGGACAGGCCGCCCCUGGGUUCAGAUGAGGCCAUGGAAACGGAUGCAAAUGAUGAUUGAUCCUGAAUGGUACACAUGUACAUGUAAGUCAGCCAACAUGUGUGCUGUUCUACAGUGACCUGCACACUUCAUAUUUAAACCACUCUUUCCAUUUCUCCUUCCCAUUAUUAAGACAUAUGCCCAUACAACUACGCAGAGCAGCAACCUCAGGCCUGUUCUAUGUAGAAGGAUAGGGAAAUGCAGAAUAUUUAUUGGGAAUGUUAUUUUUAAAGGAAUCUAUGAGUAAUUGAUGCUUUUGAAUUAUGGUGCUGGAGGAGACUCUUGAGAGUCCCAUGGACUGCAAGAAGAUCAAACCUAUCCAUUCUGAAGGAAAUCAGCCCUGAGUGCUCACUGGAAGGACAGAUCCUGAAGGUGAGGCUCCAAUACUUUGGCCACCUCAUGAGAAGAGAAGACUCCCUGGAAAAGACCCUGAUGUUGGGAAAGAUGAAGGGCACAAGGAGAAGGGGGGGACAGAGGACGAGAUGGUUGGACAGUGUUCUCGAAGCUACCAGCAUGAGUUUGACCAAACUGCGGGAGGCAGUAGAAGACAGGAGUGCCUGGCGUGCUCUUGUCCAUGGGGUCACGAAGAGUCGGACACGACUAAACAACAACAACAACAUGAGUAACAGUCCUCACCCCUCACCAAGUUUCAAUCAGUUAAAAUGUUGGGCUGUAUUCAGCUAACGCAGGCUUCCUCAACCUCGGCCCUCCAAAUGUUUCGAGACUACAAUUCCCAUCAUCCCCAACCACUGGUCCUGCUAGCUAGGGAUCAUGGGAGUUGUAGGCCAAAAACAUCUGGAAGGCCGAGUUUGAGGAAGCUUGAACUAAUGUUUACCUAGAAUAAACCCAUUAAAAUUAAUGGGACUACGUUAAUCAUAGCCACUCCUUUCUUGAAUAAAAGUUAGCUGAAUGCAAACCCCCCCCCAAAAAAAACCCUCUUAGGAACAAGUGAGCAGUAGCGCUGUAGAAUCCACAGUAUAUUUCUCCUAACUGUACCAUAAACCUAAAGGUUUAUCUAGGGAGGAGAUUCAUUGGCCUCUUCCUUCUGUAUAGCUCUGCUAAAAUAGUAGCCCUUUUUUCCCCCCCGUCCUUCACAUAAAAGAAAAAAGCCCACUGGAAGCCGUGCAAUAAAUUCAUUCCUAACAGCUAAUCAAUAUUACUGCCUGAAAGUUUCAACACAAAUUACUUCCACUCUGGGUUUCUUAGCUUAGUGCAAGAUUCCUGAUUGUUGUGAGUUUGGUUUCUGGUUUGGCCACCUGCUACACCCGCUAUGGUUGGAGGCAUAUUUUGUCUGUGUGCCUUUUUAUCAUCAAUAGACAUUCCUAUUUUUAUCAUUUUCUGCAUACAAUUGUUUUAUAAUUCCUAACAGAUUAUGUUCCAUGUUUUGAAAUUAACUCCAGUACAUUUGUCCGUUGAUCUUCAAUGAAUUCUUUAGUAGUAUUUAAUGUGAUUAUAGGUACAGGAAUUUAAGGAUUUUGUUGUGGUUGUGUGGUUUUUUGACUUUUUUGUCCCCUCCUCACCCUUUCCUCUUCAGCCCUUCUGUGAUUUCCCACUCAGUCGCCGUGUUCCUCCAUUCUAUCCCAUGUUCUUUAUCAGGCAAAAGAAUAUUUGUUGGCUGAUGCCCAAGUCGGGCUCUAGUGCUGUUCAGGGUGGAUUUGAUUUAAAUCAAAUUUAUUUAAAUCAUAAUUUAAAUCACUAGUCAGUAAGACUUGAUUUGAAACAUUUUUUAUUUUAUCUUUACAGAAAGAUUGAUUCUUGCUGGUAUAAUCUUAAUAUUUACAACCAGGUAAAGGUUUAAUUUUUGGAAUACUUGUAAUAAAUUUUCAGAGCUGUUUUUACAGUUAUAUCAAAAAUUAUUGAUUUGGUUAUACUAUUAUAAAUACAUAGACAGAUAAUUAUGAAAUUAUUGUGAGGUUUAAUAAGUUAACUGUUUAUAUUUGGACAACUUUUCUGCUGUACUUUAUUGGAAAGAGAAAAAUAAUCAUUUCCUUAAUAACAAAUUAUUUAACUAAAACAAUAACAUUAUAGCGUAUGUAUCCAUGUUUGUUAACUGAUGUGGUUAAACAAUUUAAAAAAAACCCUUAGACUGAGUUUUAGCACACAUGAAAAACUUAAAACAAAUCCUUAUUUCCUGAUGGAUAGCCUUUGGACUAUAAUGUAACUUAAAUGGAAAACUAUCCUUAGAAAGAUUUUUCCUCCAAAAGCAUUUUGUUUUAAAAAUCUAAUUUAAAUUUUAAAAAUCCGAUUUAAGUAAAAAAAAUAAAUCUGAUUUUUAUUUAUUUUUUAAAUCGUUGAUUUUUAUCCAGCCUUGUGCUGUUAGAUGCUUGAAUGUCACUCCUGAAGGUCUUUCCUUUACAUCUUCCUUUUUUUUUUUUUUAAUAAUUUUUAUUAAAGUUUUAAACAAAGAAAAAAGAAAAAGCAACACACACACAAAAACAAUACAAAAUUUAACAAUAGAAACACACAACAUAACAAUUUAAAACAAACUCUCUUUUACAUUCCCAAUUUUGAAUUACUUAUUUUCUGGACUUCCUCAUACCUCCCUCUUUUGUAUUCCAAUCUACAUUAUUUGUCCAGCAGUUUCUUUUCCACUUUUUUAAACCCAAUCUUUAAUUUAAUGAAAUAUUAAACUAUAUAGCUUCAGCUUUUUUAAACAUAAUCCUUGUUCUUAAUGUCAUAUACCUUUAAAUUUUUCCCUUUUAUUAUCAAAUUUCCAUUUCUUUAAACAUCUUUAAUCUUAAUCUUUAAUCUUAAUCUAUCCUUAGCUUUAACCUGUACAGCUGGAAACCACUUAUUUUCAAUCCAACAUCACUCUAACAUUCCUUAAUUUUGCAGUGUUUCUGAAGAUAGUCUUUGAAUUUCUUCCAAUCUUCCUCCAUCGACUCUUCUCCCUGGUCACGGAUUCUGCCAGUCAUUUCCGCCAAUUCCAUGUAGUCCAUAAGUUUCAUCUGCCAUUCCUCCAGCGUGGGAAGUUCUUGUGUCUUCCAAUACUUUGCGAUGAGUAUUCUUGCUGCUGUUGUUGCAUACAUAAAGAAAGUUCUAUCCCUUUUUAACACCAUUUGGCCCACUAUGCCUAGGAGAAAGGCCUCUGGUUUCUUGGGGAAGGUAUACUUAAAUACCUUUUUUAGUUCAUUAUAUAUCAUUUCCCAGAAAACCUUAAUCUUUGGGCACGUCCACCAAAGGUGAAAAAAUGUACCUUCAGUUUCUUUACAUUUCCAACAUUUGUUAUCGGGCAAGUGAUAGAUUUUCGCAAGCUUGACUGGGGUUAUGUACCACCUGUAUAUCAUUUUCAUAAUAUUCUCUCUUAAGGCAUUACAUGCCGUAAAUUUCAUACCAGUGGUCCAUAACUGUUCCCAGUCAGCAAACAUAAUGUUGUGUCCUACGUCCUGUGCCCAUUUAAUCAUAGCCGAUUUUACCGUUUCAUCUUGAGUAUUCCAUUUCAGCAGCAAGUUAUACAUUCUUGACAGAUUCUUGGUAUUGGGUUCUAACAAUUCUGUUUCUAAUUUUGAUUUUUCCACCUGGAAGCCAAUUUUCCUGUCUAAUUUAAAUGCCUCCAUUAUUUGAUAAUAAUGAAGCCAGUCUCGCACUUUGUUUUUAAUUUUUCAAAACUCUGCAAUUUCAGUCUAUCUCCGUCUUGUUCCAAAAUUUCCCAAUAUUUCGGCCAUUUGACCUCCAUAUUGACCCUUUUCAAGGCUUUCGCUUCCAUUGGUGACAGCCACCUUGGGGUUUUAUUUUCUAGCAAAUCCUUAUAUCUAAUCCAAACAUUAAAUAAUGCUUUCCUGACAAUGUGGUUUUUAAAUGCUUUGUGUGCUUUGACCUUAUCAUACCAUAAAUAUGCAUGCCAUCCAAAUACAUUAUUGAAACCUUCCAAAUCCAAAAUGUCAGUGUUUUCAAGAAGUAGCCAUUCUUUCAACCAGCAAAAAGCUGCUGAUUCAUAGUAAAGUUUGAGGUCUGGCAGGGCAAAUCCACCUCUUUCCUUUGCAUCUGUUAGUAUUUUAAAUUUUAUUCUAGGUUUCUUGCCCUGCCAGACGAAUUUAGAAAUAUCUUUCUGCCACCUCUUGAAACAGUCCACUUUGUCAACAAUCUGCAAAGUUUGAAACAAAAACAACAUUCUAGGCAAUACAUUCAUUUUUAUCGCAGCAAUACGGCCUAGCAGUGAAAGCUUCAAGUUUGACCAAAUUUCUAAAUCUUUUUCACUUCUGACCAACAUUUUUCAUAGUUGUCUUUAAAUAAAUUCCCAUUUUUUUGCUGUCAUAUUAAUCCCCAGGUAUUUAACUUUCUUAACCACUGUUAACCCUGUCUCAUUCUGAAACCUCUCUCUUUCAAAUGGUGUUAAAUUUUUCUCUAAAACCUUGGUUUUUAAUUUGUUCAAUUUAAAUCCUGCCACUUGACCAAAUUCUUGAAUCAGUUCUAAAACCCUUUUUGUACUAGAUUCUGGCUCCUGUAACGUCAAUACUAAGUCAUCUGCAAAAGCUCUCAAUUUAUAGUGUUUAGUUCCGACCUGUAUACCUUUAACCAACUGGUCCCUUCUAAUCAUGUUCAGCAACACCUCCAGGACCGAAAUAAAAGAAGAGGGAAAUUGGGCACCCUUGUCGUGUCCCUUUUUCAAUUUUAAGUUCUUCCGUCACAACGUUAUUUACAAUUAGUUUAGCCUUUUGUUCAGAAUAAAUUGCACCUAUACCAUUCUCAAAACCUUGGCCUACCCCCAUACCCUGAAGAUUCUUCUUCAUAAAAUUCCAAGAAAUAUUGUCAAAGGCUUUCUCCGCGUCUACAAAUAUCAACACUGCUUUAGUGUUUAUAUUCACUUCUAAUUUUUCCAAAAUAUCAAUUAUAUUCCUUAGGUUAUCGGACAAGUGUCUUCUUGGGAGAAAGCCCGCUUGGUCUUGAUGAAUCUCUUCCAACAGCACUUUUUAAAAUCUCUUCGCCAAAAUAUCUGCAAAAAUUUUGUAAUCCACAUUAAGUAAUGAUAUUGGGCGGUAGUUCUUUAGUUGAGUCUUUUCAGCCUCUGUUUUUGGUACAAGUGUAAUAUAUGCUUCUUUCCACGACUCUGGUGCCCUCCUCCCCUCCAUUAUUUCGUUACAGACCUCUUUCAAUGGUUGAAUUAACCAGUCUUUUAAGGCUCUGUAGUAUCUAGAGGUCAAACCGUCUGGGCCUGGAGAUUUACCCAGUUGCAUAUUUUGAAUGGCACCUUUCCUUUACAUCUUCCUUAUCCAGUGGAAUCCAAGGUGUUGAACAAGCCUUGGGCUCAUCUGGUGAGAGAAGAAGGCUACUCUUCUUCCUAGACAAUAACUGAUGGAGAUAGAGGUUAUUACUUGAGCUGAUGAUAGGCCUUCCCCCAAGGGAACCAGCUGACAGAAGCUAGUGACUUUCCACUGUCACCUCAGCAGAGCAUCUCGCUUCUCCUCUCAGACCUCUCUGUUCCAUAUGGUCUUGGAUCCUUCUCCUAUAUAUACUGAGCCAGUGUGGUGUAGUGGUUAAGAGCAAUAGUCUCGUAAUCUGGGUUCGCGUCUCCGCUCCUCCACAUGCAGCUGCUGGCUGACCUUGGGCUAGUCACACUUCUUUGAAGUCUCUCAGCCCCACUCACCUCACAGAAGUGUUUGUUGUGGGGGAGGAAAGGAGAAUGUUAGCAGCUUUGAGACACCUUAGGGUAGUGAUAAAGCGGGAUAUCAAAUCCAAACGCUUCUUCUUCUCUUCUCAGACCUCUCAGUUCCAUAUGGUCAUGGAUCCUUCUCCUACAUAUACUGUGGACUUUGGUCAGGAAGGAGGUGCCUGCUGAGCCCCAGAGUAGUUGAUUACCUAUGAAAGCUUAUACUAUUUCUGUAUUUUGCUUCGUUUUUUAUUGGUGCUGUUGACUUCAGACCGUUCAACAACAACAAAAAGGUGCAGGAGAAAUUCUACUUUUAUUAUAGAAUGAUUCCAAAACUGCCUUGAUUGAGCCUGUGUUGUAUAAUGCUUAAGGCAAUGGAGUGAAUGGAAGUCAAGAAAUCAGAUCAGUUUUGCCAAUUCCUUCCAUGCCACAGAAUUGAAGCAAGGAUACUUAUUUACUCUAGUAAAAUGCUGAAGGAGGUGAACAAUUAUCUUUUGUUUUCUGCCCAUACUGUUUUAAGUCUGAAAGCUUGGCUGGAAGCAACCUGUAUUUUUCAUUUAUUUAUUUACUUGGAAGCAUUUCUAAACCACUUAAUAUUUCAAAAAAAUUCCAAGCAGUCUGCACCAUAAAAGCAAUAUUCAUCGUUGCUGUUGUUGUUGUUUAGUCAUUUAGUCGUGUCUGACUCUUUGUGACCCCACGAACCAGAGCACGCCAGGCACUUCUGUCUUCCACUGCCUGCCGCAGUUUGGUCAAACUCAUGCUGGUAGCUUCGAGAACACUGUCCAACCAUCUCGUCCUCUGUCGUCCCCUUCUCCUUGUGCCCUCAAUAUUUCCCAACAUCAGGGUCUUUUCCAGGGAGUCUUCUCUUCUCAUGAGGUGGCCAAUUUUGUGUGGGACAAUUUUUGAAUGUUCUGUCAAAAACUCCACAAAAAGAGCAAUAGAAAACCCAACAAGAAGUCUAGCACAUUCUUUCCGGCUCUUGUUUUCACUUGCAGAUUAUUAUUAUUUUCAUAUUUUGGUGGGGGCAGCAGCACAAUGGUGCUGUCUAUUUUGCCACUUUAGGCUUCUGCCAUCUUGUUUAAUUUAUCUUGCUGCAUUAGUCACAUUAGAAAGACAAAGCAUUAGUUUGUUGUGCACAUCUUGCGGAUGUGUGUAUUAGACCUGACUUUCAUCUUCGGGAAGUGGUAAAGAUUUGUACAUUUGACCCCUUGGGCCGACUUGUCUUCAGCAUUGUGUCUUUAUCCAAUUGCACAUUCUUGCCAAGAUAAUGCGAUUGCGCUCCCCAAAGCAUAUUACAAAGAGCAAUAAGUAUUUCUUUUGCAUCUGUCUCUCUCUCCCAUUCUCCAGCUGGUAAACAACUUGAUUAACUGCCCCACGCCCACUGGUAUCGAAUAGGAUGACACUAUUCAUCUUUAUCAAAUGAAAUUGUACACUGCUUAACAGCAAUUUAUUAACUUCUAUUUGCAAAUGCAUUGGUUGUCGGCGAGAUGAAUUUGGAUGUGUUAAGAGGACUGGUGGAAUGCAAUCAUCAAAAGCGUUUGGUAAGCCCUCUCAUUGGCUAGUAAGCUUAGAUCUGCAGUUCUGGGGAAGAGGCAACCAGUUUGAAGCCACACUGACUAGCUCUUCUCUACCAGUUGAUCUGCUUCCAAGGCCUCAUGCUGAGUUUUUGCACCCGUUCCUGCUUCUUUCAUUGCAGCAGAGCCAUAGAGCAAAAGUUCCCAAACUUAUUUGGCCUUAUCAACCCCUUUUCCAAAAAAUAAAAAAAAUUAUUUGGUGCCCCUGGAAAAAAUCUACAUUCUUUAAACAAGCAAACAGAAAGCUGCAAUGACAAAUUUGUGUUCUUUUAUGUAUCUGUGUUUCUAACCUAUGUCCAACAACACAGGAAAGAAAUAUGCUGCUGUCAAUAAGACACCUUGAAGCUUGGAAAUUAUAAAAUCGUUUAUUAAAAUCAACCAUAUUAACAUUCACAUUACAGGCAGGAAAUUAAGAUGAUGAAGGAUAUUAAAAUAAAAAAUAUGAAUAACUUUUUAAAAAUAACCCUUAUGAGAAGGAUGAGCCUGGUGCACUGCUAUCAAUUUGGGGGGGGGGGGAAAUUAAUCACUACAAAUUUAACUCAGUUGCAUUGGUAAGCAUUGUUACACAACAGAUGAAACAUGUACGAACAAUGUUUCAAAAUUUUCUUCUUUAUGCUUCCACUGCCCCCUUAAUUUUUUUCAACGCUCCCCAAUUGUAAACGAGGCUUCUACCACCCCACCCCCCCAGUGCUACCUCCUGUGCUACAACAAUGCUAACUCCCCAAGGAUGAAAUAUGCAUGCUACUUCUACUAUGGCAGAAGUCUUGCUGUAUGUCAAGGUGUAGAAUAUUAAUGUGUACAAUAUAACACAGAGAAAUAUUUUUAAAACUUUAAUUUAUUACCAGAAGAGCUGAGUGUGUGUGUUUUAAAGGAAUUAAAUUUACCAGGCACCAGUAAUUUUCUUUUAUUAGCUCGUAUCAAUGUCAUAGCUGCACUUGAAACAGGAACUGCCUUGGCUUUCUGAAGUCUUUCAGGUUCUUCCUACAAAUUAUCUUUUGAUGGUUUUAAAACACAUUGAGAUAAAUGUGAAUGAUAUAGGAUGUCUUACUGCCUUCAAGUCCAGAAAUUGUACAUCACCUUGGCUGACUCCCAGAAAGGCAAGUGAAUGAUAAAUAAAUAUUGGGCCCUUUAACAUCCCGAUGUGCUAGGAAUAUCUUUUUAAAUGGGAAACCUUACGAAAUUAUUUUGGAGUGCGAUGAGAGUUAAUGACCUGCAGCCCAAUCAUAUCCAUUUUUAUUUGGAAGCUAGUCGGAUUGAUUUUUGUGUGUGCUUUCAAGUAAGCUAUAUGCUUAGAACUGCAGUUAUUUCCCUUUACCUGAUUCUAGCCCACCUUGUCCCAGGGACUUAAAGGAGGAGAAAAAAAAAGAGCAAGUAGCAGAUACUUGCUUAUUCUGAAGGCUUGUAGUUUAAUAUGAUACAGUGAAGACUAGGUUAUUAGCUCGCUUUGUUAAUGCUGAGUUUCUUUAAAAAUGGGACGCUGGGGAGUCAAUUAGAGCCGAACCAAAACAAUCUUGCGUUUAAUUUUUUUUGCUUUUGUUGUCAAAAAGGCCCUUCUGUUUUUCUGUGUGCUUUCAACCGCCCCCUUGAAACUUUAGAUUUGUCAAAGCCCAGGGACUGCGCAUUCCUUCCUGAGCCUUUAAAAUUUUAGCAUAUGGCGGUGUGAUUUACCGUAUUUUUUGCUCUAUAAGACUCACUUUUUCCCUCCUAAAAAGCAAGGGGAAAUGUGUGUGCGUCUUAUGGAGCGAAUGCAGGCUGCGCUGCUAUCACAGAAGCCAGAACAGCAAGAGGGAUUGCUGCUUUCACUGCGCAGCGAUCCCUCUUGCUGUUCUGGCUUCUGAGACUCAGAAUAUAUUUUUUAUUUUUUUCCUCCUCCAAAAACUAGGUGCGUCUUGUGGUCUGGUGUGUCUUAUAGAGCAAAUAAUACGGUAAAUCCCCUUUGCACUGGACUGGUGGGGUGGGGGAAUAGAUCAUUGGAUUGGGGAAAGGUUCUUUCUACCUGACCCUCCCAACCUCUUCCAGCUUCGCCCUACCAGUUCUCCAUUCCACGUCAUGACUGUGUAGGUGGGCAGAACAAAGAGCUGACCCCCACUGUUGCUACAUUAUUUGGCAUUGGGCUCAGUCCAAGCCUAAUCUAGCAUUUGCCUGCCUUCCACCAUGGUGUAAGCAAUGGGGCUGUGGAUGGGGUGGUGGCCCCACUGCUCAGUUAAGCCCCUACUGGUCAGGGUUUGGAUUGCACAGAAAGAGUGGCUGCGCUGCAAACUGGAAGAAACUACUCUCAUUCGUAGAGCACUGGCAAAGUUAUGUGGCAUAGAAUGCUAAUGCUGUAUAUAAAAUGUUUUAUAAGAUCCUGUCUGUGGGAUCUGCCAAAAAAGAAAAAGAAAAACAAUUUUAUUGAAUGUUGGGGAAAAGAUCUUGAAAGCCUUUUCAACAAACAGGAAGAUAAGAUUUUUAGGAAGCUUACUGUUAAAGCUAGUGAAAGUAAAGUUGUAGUUAUGCUUUUCCUUAAUACCUGUCUUUUUAAUUAUUUUAAAUAUUGAUCAUCUUGCUGUUCAGACAAAUUCACUACGUAUUUUGUGACUGCAGUGUAUUAUGAAACAAUGAAACAUAAGCACUUAACAACCGAUUCUAAAAUCCAACUAAACAGAGAGCCAUCAGACAAUUAAGAUAAAUUGAAAUUAGCAACAGAAUCAGUCAGUCCCGUUGAAGUUCCCUAAAAUAGCAAAGUUUUUGCUUGGUGUUUUAAGUAUCACAAAGUAGAUGCUGAUGGAGUGGCCAGGUGAGAGAGACCUAUGAUGAAGGAGCUACUGCUAAGAAGGCCCUAUCCCUGGUUGCCACCCACCUUACCUCAAACAUGACUGGGCUUUUUGUCCUUAUUUUGCCAGUUUCCAUGGUCACUUUGUGCAUGUAUGGACUCUCAGCACCCUGCCCACCCUCAUCCAUGCACUUGCAAGGAUCCAUCUGAAUUGCAAUUCCCCCAUAAAAUAGAAACUUUACCCGUCAAGAACGUGCGGUGUACUCCCAGAGGGAAGAAACCAGACUUGGACAAACAAAAUGCAAUUUCAUAUCUUGUGUGGUUGUCAGUUAGAGGCAGAGGUCAUCCCCUUUGGGGCCUCUUCAUUGGCCAUUUUGGUUCUCCCUUAACAGAGGAGCAUGGCAACCUACACAGGUACACCGAGACUCCUUAGUCUCUCGCAGGACAUUCAAGGCUUCUGGAGCCAUGGAUGAUGAUCUUGUAGCAACCUUGCUGCUGUAAACUGGUGAUGGUGCUUGGAUGUCCACAACAGCCCAGGCAAAGCUACCUUUUGUGGUCAGGCUUGGAACUGUCCCUGCAGCCUUCUUUCCUACAGCCUGAGGGAGUCUGAAAAAUGUAUAUUGCAUAGAUCUUGUUUGCUCAGAGAACUAUUUUAAAACACCAAUCCCCAGAGAGGGGCAUAUAAUAUUCGGAUUCUCAUUCACUCUUUCUCCUGUUUGCUCUGCUAUGUAAUGAGGAAAACCUGUAAUCUAGUAGAUGAUUCAGCAGAGGACAGUCUUGUUCCUUCCUUUCCCCCUCUUUCUUCAUUUGGGGAACAAGACACCUUAAAUCAUGCUGCUGUUUGUUUAUUGACUCUAAGACAUUUGCACAGCUAGACUUCAAGCAUUUAUGCUUUAGUGUAGCAGCUAUAUGAAAAUAAUGUUUAUUUAAUCAAAGCUUUACUACAGUACAGUCUUGUUCAUUGAGUGUUACUGCAGGGAAACAGAGCAGUGUGUUUUCCUCAGUUUGUAUACCACAAAGCAGCCUCCUGUUUGAAUUGUUCCCGUUGUUGUUCCCAUAAGCACUUUUGCAGCCAUCAAAUAAUUUUAUUUAUUUAAAAUAUGUGUAUGCCUCACAACUCAGUCCCUAAAUGGUAUUCGGUAAGGUUAAAAACAUAAAAUAAAAUCAGCUAAAGCAAGCCAUGUAAUCAGAAAACAUAGCUAAAAUGCCUGCUUAAAAAAGAAAGAAAGUCUUCAAUAGUAUAGCUCAGUCGGUAGAGCGUGAGACUCUCUAACCUCAGGAUUGUGGGUUCAAGCCCCACAUUGGGCAAAAAGAUUCCUGCAUUGUAGGGGGUUGGACUAAAUGACCCCCAGGGUCCCUUCCAAAUCUAUGAUUCUAUAAGGCACCAGAAGUUUAGGGUGGGGGCCCACAGUACUGGAUAUGUGGUGCCUGGUGGGCAAAAGGAGGCAAAAGAGUUUGUAGUUUACCUGUAAGGUAUCUGUAUCCCCCCCCCCCAUAGUAAGUUGGGGAAGUGAAUAAUGUACACUAAAGGUACACUAAAGUGCAGCUAUUUCCCUUAUCCACAAGAUGGCAGUAAUCUUCAAUUUUGUUCCUGCAGAGGGCAGUGCUGGCAGGUGCAGGCUCACUUCCCACAGCCAUCUCACUGUUGUCAUCAGUGUUAAACUGUUCUACGCUGCGAAUGCGUGAUCUUCUCCUCAGAGACAGGGAUCACAUUAGCAGCCUGUGGAAUGUACUGAUUUAGGCUGAAGGUUCUGCAGAAGCCAGGCUGACUCUGAUGUGUGUGAUCUUGUGGCAGUGUGAAAACCCUGGGGUAGAAGCUAUCUGGAAGCCUACAGCAGAUAACAUUUACAAAAAGAAGUUGUUCUUCGAGAAGAAAAACCUUAAGCAGUUCUGAGAGUGUUGGUUUUUAAGGGGAUAUUCUUCCUGCCUUGUUUAAUUCCAGGGGGAAAGGUAAUUUUGUACUGUAUUUCAUUCGCUUUUUAGGGUGAUCGUGAAACAUUCACAAAAUAGGACAUUUAGGGACGUUCACCAUAAAUGUCUGUAUUUGCUUUUUACUGAUUUGACACCCCCUUCAGUUUGUUUCACCUUGCAGUGCAUUUGUGUUGCCGUUCCAGAUUCGGUGUGCGUUAUUGCUACUAAAAGCUUCCCAUUGCUAUUUUGAGAUAAGUGUCCCCUUCACUACUCAAGCCUGUCAAUCUCAGCCAGUUCUAGAAUUUGAAAUAAAUGGGGGGAGAUAGAAAACUGAACAUUUUAAUACCUGCUCAUGCUUUUAUUCACAUUACCAGUAGAACUUACCUUACUUCAGAUUUAGCUUUCUAAAGUAUCGUCCUCUGAAUUUGUGGUGUGUUUUUCAAAUGACCUCAAAAACUGCAUAGUUCAAACACAAUGUCCCCGUUCCCUCCGAUUUGUAGUUUUGUUUGAUUGUUGAGUUGAGUUUCUAUUAAUCUGUGUAUAAGCAGAACGCAUUUAAGCUUUCAUCCUGGUUUCACACUGGUGCUUUCCAAAUGCAAUCUGAGGAACUGGAUGCACCAUUCGUCUGGUGCCAGUUUUUAAAAGCUUGUUCUAAAACUGGUGCCAGUUUUUAAAAGCAUCAAGUGAAUUUUGCUAAAGCUACUCUUCAUGGAAGAUCAUACUUCCAAGUACAGUGGUACCUCAGGUUAAGUACAUAAUUCGUUCCGGAGGUCCGUACUUAACCUGAAACUGUUCUUAACCUGAAACACCACUUUAGCUAAUGGGGGCCUCCUGCUGCCGCCGCGCCGCCGGAGCCUGAUUUCUGUUCUUAUCCUGAAGCAAAGUUCUUAACCUGAAGCACUGUUUCUAGGUUAGCGGAGUGUGUAACCUGAAGCGUAUGUAACCCAAGGUACCACUGUACCUACAAGAACACCACUCAGGUGCAACAAGUGGAACCCGGAAAACAAAUUAGAUUUUUUUAAAACGAUUUUUAAAAAUAUAUUUAACAAAGAAAUAAAAUGGAGAGAAGCACAGGAAGGGAGGGGAAAUGAGGAAACAAAGGACUUCCGGGGUGGCGCCUCCGGAAAAUGGCGGAAUUCCCUUCAAGUUGAAGGGAACCCGCUGCACGGAAGCUUGGGUCCUACCGCUACGGCGCAGCGGGGACCCUUAAAAUCCACAGGCGGAUGAAGCCUGUGGACGUGGGACUCCAGCGGGCACCGUGAGCGCCUCUCCCUUGUGCAGGAGCCCGGUAACGGGCCCGGAGUGGGAGGUGCGUGGUGCUGUGAGUCGACUGCUUCUUUCGUGCAGCAAAGCCGCACUGCCGUUUCCGGAGAGCGCUGCCUUUUCCUGGGACAAUUUGGCAUCUAAAACAUCUAUCCGUGAGUACCUGAUCUUGGAAGAGCUGAAUUACUUUUAAGACUGGUGAAUAAAUAAAUAAAUUGGACUUGAAAUUGAAUUUAAUUGGGACUUGGAACGGAAGGUCUAAACAGGAAGUCAGCCUUCCGUUCUUUUGUUACGUGAAGAAAGCAAAGACAAAAUAUACUAAAGCUUGAAAAUUAAAUUCUGAGAGAACUAGAAUUCAACAUCUAAGAUUUCUGAACCCCUUUGACUGCAGGAGAAGAAGGGGUUGUUUUGAACUUUUAACCCUGCGGAAGUGAGUUUAAAACAAAGUAAUUUUCCACCGCCCUGAACCAGGAGCGGGCUGUCAGAACUGACGUUUUGAAGCUUGUCCAGCUCGACAGAUAGUUAAAAGAAAGGUAACAUUGUGACUCUACUGUUGCCUCUUGAAUUUUGGAGGGGGAACUUUGGAUAAAGUGUUUCUGGAAAAGAAAGACUGUUGCUGAUGUUUUUCUCCUUUAUAAAAAAAAAGAAAAAAAGGUUUUCCCUCUAGUGGGAUUUAGUGAAACUGCAACGCAGAGAGCUUAAAAGUGAAGGACUAUAAUCGUGGGAAAGAAUUUUCUUUGACCUUGAAGGAUAAUGCUUGUACAAAGGCUUGAACAAAUGUUCCUGGAAGGUUUUUCAAAACUAAGUGCCCAGCUGGACCAGAUGCGUCAGGAGACGACCUUGAUGACGGAAGUUACCAGAGCACAGCAGCAAGUAAAUGGAACUCAGUUAAAAUAUUUACAAGUAUAUGAACCUGCUGUAGUGAUGGAGGCUUCAGAGAUGGAGGGACCUUUGGACCGGCAGGAUCAGCCUUUGAACUUGAUAAAUGAACUUGGGAUAAAUCAGAUUCGGAAAGAUGAAAUGUGGUUAGAUUUGGAAAUGGGGGAUGGAUUGACCCCCCUUUAUAUGGUUAUCUGGACUUUCCGAGUCUGGUGAUGGGCCAUCAGAGGAUUGGAGUAGUCGGAGCCUCCAAGUUUCAAGGAAACUUGAAGUGGUAUUAUCUGCUGUCUGGCUUGGACAAUGGGCAUGAGAUGGACUUGCUGCAAAGGGUCAAAAGUAUCUUUCUGCUGGAGUACCCACGACUGAAAGGGAAACAUCAAGAAGAGCUGCGAAAGGGGCAAGAAAGAGAUUUGAGGGCCUCGGACACGAGACAACCAGGUUAAGGAGUCGGACUAUUGAGGUUAAAGGACUGACAAUCCCGGGUCCAGGGGAGGGCGCUGGAAGUUGACUGGAUUGUGUCUGACUUAUUAUUUUAUUUUAUUUUUCUAUUUUUCAAUAUUGGGAACGUUCAUAAAUGUUUGAAAGAUGUUGAAUGAAAUUAUAUGGCUUAAGUAAUGAUUGGUAAAUGAUUUGCAAAAAGGUAAUGAUGUAAGAAUUUGGUAAAUACUGAAUAUAAGCUUUGAGUUUUAAAGUUUUUAUAUGACAAGAGGGAAAAUAGAAUAAGGAAAUGUAAUGAUAGAAUGUUAUGAAAAACAGAAAGGAUUUGCUGUAAAAAUUAAAAAUUAAGAAACAAGAGAGGGAGGAGGAGGAAGUCUAGAAAGGAAGUUAACAGAGAUCGUAAAUGAAUUUAUACUUUUGUUUUUCUUUUUUCUUUUUUUCUUUAUGGUUGGGUUUUUUCUUUUUAUUUCUUUAUCAUUUUUGUUUUUUGUAUUUUCAAAUUUUUUUGGAAAUUUUUGUUGUUAUUCUUUGAAAACUUAAUAAAUAUUAAUUAUAAAAAAAAAGGAAAUGAGGAAACAAAGAAGGCUGCAGAAGGGUUCUUGGACCCAUCAGAGCAGAGCUCCUCUCUCCCUAAGCCAGACGGAAGCUUCCUGGGCUUUGGGAAGGAGAUGCCAAGGGAACAUUUAGAGGACUAGCCUUGUCGCCCCAGCCCACUGACCGCACGCCAAGACUAGUAUUGUGUGUUUGGACUAUUGUAUUUAAAGGGAGUUUCUUAUUUGCUGCCUGGCUUUCAAAACAAACAAACAGAUCUCUGCGUGAGAUGUCAAAAGUGAACUUGCAUCUUUAAACGCCAUGGGGAUAAAAGGGAGCCUCAGCAACAGGUGCCGCCCGCAUCAGAAAAGUGAUAAGGGUGCAGAUGAGACUCAGGGCAAAGAAGUAUGGGAGCCCCUGCUCUGGAGGCUUUUAGAUUAAUAGCCUGGCAGCAAUCCAGCCCAGAUAGCACAGUACAUCAAUAAGGCGAUUUGUAACCCCAGCACCGGUCGGAACAUGUGCAACUUCACUCGAGAAUUAAGUUAAGAGGAGACUUGCUCAUCUGUAAUGAAGCCCUGACAUACACACCUUGUGAUGUUGCUUCCCUGGAGGGGAGGGGAGCUGAGGUCUGGAGAAUAUGUUUAUUUUAGUUCCAGUGUUCCAGUGUCAAUGCUGGACUGUCAACCUUUAAGUGCAUGUGUGUGUAUGUAGCUUGCAAAGCACUUCACUGUGGGAAGAGAGAGAGAGAGAGAGAGACAUGGUGACCAUUUUGUGAGCAUCCCAUUGAUGCACAGGUUCUUUUGGACUUCCUGGAAAAGGCUGUAAUGGUGAUGUAACAGGGCAGAGUGGGCGUGUUGAGGGCCAGGAACGGAACCCCCAUGUAAAAUUGUCGCCACCAAUAUGAAUGAAUCAUCCAUGUUGUAAGGUCCUCAGGGGUCAUCUAUUCCAACCCCCUGCAAUGCAGGAACCCACGACCCUGAGAUUAAAAAUCUCCUGCUGUAGCGACUGAACCACCCCAGACCGUGUGUGAGGUAAUGCCUUCCUUCCUCAAUUGUGCCUAUUCAACGGGUGAUCUGGAAUCUCAAACCUAACCACAUUCUCUCGCCAUGGCGUAUAAUAUUUUCUCGGUUGUUCCUAUUAUUCACAGUCUGGCAGUGUCGUUCUUAGGACCAACCAAGACGCCAAAAAGUAGUGAGCAAGUUGUUGAGUUCACAGAACCCUGCAUCAGAGGAAGUGAAGGGUGGAGGAGAUGAAGAGAGAGUUUUCCCACUCCCAUUUUGGUGGACGCUAAUAAAAGUAUUGAUGGAGCAAUACGGCUUCCUCUGCUUUUAUACAUGUUUUUUUGUGAGCUUUGAAAGUGGGAUUGCAACUGACCGUUGAUGUUCCAUGGGCAAAAUGGUUAAAGACUGGAAUAUAAAUGAUGUUAAAUAAAUAAAAUAAAUGAGAGCUCUUUAAGGAGCAAGAUUUAAGCGGAAUGUGUACUAUACCACCUACAGCACUGUUGUUGUUUUCCCGUAGGAGAACCCACAAAAAACCACUUCUGGUUUAGUAGCAUCCUUUUAUAUUUAUUGUUUUUAUUAUUACUACUCCUUUUUCCUUUUCUUUUUCAAAUUUUGCAAACCCAAAGAAUUUUGCGCCCAGGGCAACCGCCUCUGUGGUCUCGCUCACAUUGUUCCUUGUUCUCCUUCUGCUAGCCAAUGAAGUCUGUUUUAUUCCAGCAGGCUUCUGAGAUCUGACUGUUUUUAAGGAAAGGUCUUUUCAUCGUGUUAUGUUGUUGCUGUUUUUUCUAGACAUAUUAGAUUUUCUAAAGUUGUUUUAGAUCAUGUUAAUUCUAUUAUAGCUUAAUUACUUUUUAACUACUAUCUUUUACAUGUUUCCAGCUUUAUGUGUUUUAUCCAUGCUUGUUUUAAUUUUUGUGAGCUACCUUGAGUCCCUUUUCUGAGGAAAAGGCAAGAGGGAUCAUCAUCAUCAUCAUCAGAAAGGUGAUCAUUUAGGUGUUGGGGGUCCCAAGUUGUACAAUGUUGUUUUGUUAAUAUAUACUCUCUUGAGCGAAUGAUAUACUUGAUAGACUUCUACAGUCUAUAAUAUAGAAGUCUAGGUGAAAUUUUAAAUGCAUAUUGGUGGAAGGCAUGGAUUGCCUAGUUCUAGACGUACAGUGGUACCUCGGGUUACAUACGCUUCAGGUUACAGAAGCUUCAGGUUACAGACUCCGCUAACCCAGAAAUAGUACCCCGGGUUAAGAACUUUGCUUCAGGAUGAGAACAGAAAUCGUGCUACGGCAGUGCGGCAGCAGCAGGAGGCCCCAUUAGCUAAAGUGGUGCCUCCGGUUAAGAACAGUUUCAGGUUAAGAACAGACCUCCUGAACGAAUUAAGUACUUAACCCGAGGUACCACUGUACAGUUAAUACCCUGGGAAAGUGUGUCCGUAUUUUGCUUUCUGACUUCCUUCUUUUUCGGUAUGACCUUGUACUGUAUAAACAGGUUUUCCACUUGAUACUGGAAACAAAAGCUUUAUUUGUUCAAAAUAAUGGACUUUGGCAAUCUCUUUGCUGGCCAAUGAGACUCUCUAAUCCACCACCGUAAUCCGAAAGGAUUGAUGGGUGUAACUACUUGAAGAAACACUCCAGCCUGCUGUCUUAACAGAUCAAGAUCAUCAUCAUUCAAUUAUAUAUGUUCGAAGCUAUCGCUGACCGUUUCUUCCUUUUUCUUCCUUUUUCUUUUUAAGAGUUUUUUAAAAAGCCGACCUAAAAAUAAAACAGAAUUGGUGUUCUCUCUUCUCCCAUCACGCUCCUCCUGCUUGCUUCUCUAACCAGUGUCAGUUUCACUAAGUGCACACAGGAAGUGAGUGGCACACAGGACGACAAAACCUGAUUUGGCUCAAGGUGCCCUUUGCCAAGUCGUGGCCUGGCUUCCAAAGCAUAUCAUUUCCAGGCUGCCCACGUAUGAAAACUCCGGCGACCAAAAUGUCCUUACAACAUUGCGGGUCGCUAGCUCUGCAUCUGCCCUGGCAACAGGAAAGAUCACUUGGCAGGUGGUUGUGUGAGACGAGUUGCCGCUUCUCCAGGGCACAGCUGUGUGCUUUGCUACUGAACCUGACAUUCUAGAGAAGUGGUGACAGUGAAUGGCUGCUUCCCCAAUAUUGGGGUGGGCAGCAGUUACAGCCUGUCACGCCAAGCCCCCACCAACACAGAAGAAAAGAUCAAAACACUGUUUCUUGCUGCAGCUUUCUUAAGGAUGGCUGUUUGCCAUCUACAGGGAAAUCCUUGCCUUUAGUAAAGAGAGAGCAGAAGACAUAACCGUGUUCCUACGGUCCAUUGCAUGCUAAAGCUUUGGGGUGGCUUUCAAUUAGCCAUUUCCUUUAGAGAAGGUUUCCUGCCAACCUAGCUGUUCGAAAGCACGUCAAAAGUGCAAGUAGAUAAAUAGGUACCACUCUGCGGGAAGGUAAACGGCGUUUCCGUGCGCUGCUCUGGUUCGCCAGAAGCGGCUUAGUCAUGCUGGCUACAUGACCCAGAAGCGGUAUGCUGGCUCCCUUGGCCAAUAAAGCGGGAUGAGUGCCGCAACUCCAGAGUUGGUCAUGACUGGACCUAAUGGUCAGGGGUCCCUUUACAUUUAGAGAAGGUUAAUCGGAUGCUAAUACUGGAGGGAAAAAUACUGGAUUUACAGAACUUCUGGUGUCUUUUUUCUAUCCUGAUUUCACUAUCAUGGAUGUUGAAAAACAGUGUUUUUCUACUGAAAGGCAGGCAAGGAAGAUUAUUUUGUUUUAUUUAAAAUAAUUGGCAGACAGAAUUCAGCAAAGAGAGGAAUCUAUCCACUAUUAGCUCCCUGGAGGAAUUGGGAAAAUGUGCUCAGAAAGUGAAUUUUGUUCCCAUCAUCUGGAAACUACUUUUUCUCUUGGGGUUUAGAUUGCCAAUAGCGGUAUUGGCUUGGGGUAGAAAUUCUCAGCUGUAAAUUGGCUGUCACACAGAAGUGAGCCAAAACACUAAUUGUUUUCAGUAGCUGACAGUUUGAACUGUGAGUAAUGCUUUACAAUACAGGCUGGUAAUUUUAUAACAUAUUUUCCCACCAAUAACUCCUCUUUGUUCUACUAAGUUUCUUUUCUGGCAGACCAGUCCUUUUCAUACAUUCAUAUACAGAUACAUGUUGAGUAUCAGAUUACGUUAGAAAGCUAGUUCAGUUUUCUUCAUGUGUGUGUGUGCAGGCUCCAAUUCUGGGGUGAAUGCAUCAAAUUGCCUCUUAUGGAAGGAAAAAAUACCUGGCGUGUGCAUUCGUUCUGUCUGUACCCCAGACAAAGCAAAUCAAGGUGAUUUGAGGCAGACUCUCAGAUUUGCAAGUCAGGUUGUGCUGUUAACUAUGAUGCCCGAUACGUACAUCCAGUAGGUCUGUUGCCUCUGUUUCCCCCAAAAAAGUUAAAUGUGCUACCUUCCCCAGCUCCCCCCCGCCCCAUGAAUUGAAACCAUUUCUCUGGGGAAACCCCCACAACUUGAGAGAAGGGGAGGGUAGAGAGGCUGGUGGGAGUUCUUUCAUUUUGAUGGACAAUUCUAGCUUUUAAUCCCAGUGGGUGGUUUUCCAAGGCCACUCCAAUCACAGUGCUUUGUGGGGAAGCAUGUUGAUGCAAAUAAGUAGCGAUGUUUGCACACUGGUCAUAAUUAUGUACGUUUUGGUUGUGAGAGCUGGGUAUUAGUGGAAUUGGAUUGUUGGGCAUGCAGGCCUGCUUCUAUCCUAGCCAUCCUGUCCCCCCCCCAAAAAAAAAACAGUUAAGAAGUUCAGGCUCAAUGACCUGGGUCUGUACUAAGAAACACCCAAGAUUCCUUCUCCAUCUAAUAUCUGUAAUAACCAUAUUCCAUUGGUCCAUCAAAAUUUAUGUCCACUGAAACCGCAAAUGUUAAUGACUCUUACAUUGUUUAAUAAACAUGAUUUUAUUGUCUGCAGAGCUUUUGUCUCUGCGGCAGCUGGAGUUGUAUGUUCCCACCCCGAAUUCUUUGAAGCCUUGUAGAAUUAAACAGUUUUUUUCUACUUCGAAGUGCAAUUCUGAAACCUGCAAAAGUUGAACCAAAAAAAGAGAAGGCUACUGUUAAGAUACAUCAAAAAGUUUUUGAUUUUUUUUAAAAAAAAAUAUCCUCACGUUAGGAAUAUAACUGUUCCAGUAAAACCACCUGGCAGUUCUUUGAGUUGCAAGGUAAAGAGGAUAAUCUUACUAACUACAGAGCUGUUUUCUUAAUAGCAAUUAGUUGUUGCAGGUGCUAAACUGAAGAAGCUCUGAGCCUAUUGAGUUGCACACUUCCUCCCCACCCAUCCAAGAAACAGUCUAAGUUAUAUUUUGCCUCCUCUGCCUUCCUUAUCUUCACCCCUUACGCUGAGUACAUGCAUAAUAGUGAAUGCUGUGGUGUGGAAAUUUCAGUUAGCUGUAUUUGUGAAUGGUUGCGUUUAUCAUCCUCUGUCCAAAGAAUAUCAUGGUGAAUACUGAGAGCUGGGCCAUUUUAUCAGCAACUCUGUGAUGUAGGUGACUAGUCUAAGGCUCUCUAGUAACCGUAGUUACCAAAUUUCUAAUCCAAUGUCUUCCUGAUACACGUCCAAUGGCCUGUCAAAGGCUCCAUGCUAAUUCUCCAUUGUGUUAUAAUUUCUUAAAAAGAAGUGAAGCCAAAACUUAUUUGAAAUCAUUUUUGAUAUUACAAGUGUAAAGUUGUAACAAUACCAAGUACAUAUCCGUAUAUAGAAAUUUCUCUGAAUCUCAAGACUUCCCACCAUCCCCUCCAAUGGUCCUAUUGUCAACAUUUUCAACUGCAUAUUAUUUCAUAAUCUAUAUUUUGUAUCUGUUCAUAUUGUCAAUAGUGUUUGAUACAUUACAAGUGAUAUUAGAAUCCUGCUAAUGUUUUCAUCUGCUUACAAUGGUCUCCUAAAUAAAUUAUAAUUUUUUCCCAUUUGUUCUUAAAGUUUUUGUCUUCUUGGUUUCUGAGCUUUCUGGUCAGUUUUGCCAUGUCGGCGUAGUCCAACAGCUUGAUUUGCCAUCCCUCUCUGAUGAGGACUCUUUCUUCUUUCCAUCAUUUUCAGUAUUAUUUUUAUUUUCUACUUAUUUUGUUGCCGUUUACAUUGCUGAUAUUUUACAGGAAUUUGUUCUGCUUCUCAUCUGCCUGCAAAAGAUGGCUAUUUCAAAUGUCACGCAGGUGAAGCACUCUUGAAUGUAGGCACCCAGUGCAAAUCAUUUCGGUCUUUGCUAUGCCAGGAUGUUGAAUUGCAAAUGUAUUUUUAUUCCCCGCUGCCGCCUCCUUUGUAGAAAGUACCACAGACUACUCUGUAGUGAGUCACACAUUCAUCAACUAAGAAGAAACUGACGGUCUGAUGCCUGGUAUUGAAAGAGAGGAAGCGUAUCAUAGAUAACAAAGCUCAAGAAAGGAGAGGCAGCAAAAAUAAAACCGCAGCUCCUCAUCUUUAGAGCAAAUUUAUUAUUACAAAGACGGGAGAUGAGUUACGGGGAAGCUGCCAGACAAAUAUUGGAUGCUAAAGGCCAUGCUAGUGGAAAUAAAGCAUUUUAAAGGCAGUCAACUCUCAUACAUUACUCUCUUUCGUCAGGGUUGCCUUGGCAGGUUCCUGGGACAGCCUUAUCAGAGCCAUUGGCGUGGCUACAAAUAAGGUUCCAUUAUGUGAUCAUAUAUGGAGAGGGAGAGAGGGUUAUAGAAUGAUGUCCUAAGUGCGUUUGUUCUCAUUACAGUUUAUUUCCUGCUCUUCAAUGAAUUCAGGGUGGAAGGCAUUUUAGAUCGCUCUCUCCUUUUUUAUCCUUACAACCUAUCAUGUAGAGUGGGAGAUAACAAUUAGCCCAAGGUCCACCCAGUGAGUUUCAUGACUAAGUGGGAAUUUGAACCCGGGCUCUACUAGUCCUAUCUCUCCCCUAUAAGUACUAUACUGUCCUUAGUCUAGUAUCAUGUGGUUUUGUCAAAUAGGUGGUAGAGGCUGUUCUAAUUCUUGGUGGGUCUCCCUUCCAAGCUUUGCAAGUGAAGACAAAUUAAUGCAAAUCAGCUUUAAACAAAAACCCUGAAAUGAGUUGUCCAGUUCUGGUCUAUAGAUUGGUCCUAUGGAAUUAAAUCGUAAGCAAAUUUAGAAAAGAAGUGCAAAGUUUGCUUUAUUUAUUUUGUUCAGCAUAUCUUUAUCGUUUCACCCAACUUGGAACUCAAGGCAGAAAACAUGGGGUUUGAGGGCAGUCUCCCAGUGAGGUAAUGACCCAGACCAGCUUAGUUUCUGCAAGGUUUGCCGAAUCCUGCAACUUCAGGCCAUGUCCUAGGAAAUGCACUGCUUCUUCUGCCUGCCAGUGAUUCCAGUGUCCUUGCCUUCAUUCACCGAGAAUGCUGGGUACUAGUUUACUAUUUAAAGCGGUUAAGAAGAAAAGUUCCUAAAUGGUAGUGGGGCUGUGUUUUCUUCACUCUACUUUUAAAAUCUACUUCAUGAGAUUUAUGAGAGGUAGUAUUUUAGUUAGGCCACAUAAAGGAUUGUUAUUAGCUGGGACAGGAGGUAGUUCAAGGCAUCUGGCAGAAGUUCAGUGGCUUUGACAGGCAGAUGUGCUCUCUGGGGCAGUGUAUCUGAGGCGGAGUUAAGGGUCGGGGAUUACUUCAGGCUUCGGGAGCAAAGAUUGGUUCUGAGCCAAACUGACUGAACCCUGAGUCAGGGCUGGACUAUGUGGUCUCAGAUCUAUCCGGAUAAUUAGGCAAAUAAGAAAGCUAUGAUAGAGAGAGGAGGAUAGUGAGAGUCUAAAUGAGCAGCCAGAUCCUGUUUUGUUUGUUUUUAAAGAAAAUGCAAGUACAGGAAGCCCACAACUUACACACAUUUAUUUGUGCACAAUGAAUGAAUGAAUGAAUGAAUGAGCAUCCCCCCCAAAAAGAUCCCUGGAACAUAACCCCCAUGUAAGUUAAGGGCUUACUGCAACAGUUUAGUUUUAUGGAUAAAUACCAAGGUUAAGGUAUGUGAAUGACUAUGGCAGCUAUAAUGGAGAAUAAUUGGGUUCAGAAGAGCUGGGAGGAGGCAUCUAUCCUAGAAAACCUUCCAGUGAGGACGAUUUCAACACCACUCACUUCUUCUCACUUAUUUUCUUCAUUAGUGAUCAGGCAGACGCAGGGCGCCCUGCUUUUGUCUUGCAGCGUGUGGAGUUGAAUCCUGUGCAGCUCUGAAAUUUGGUGUAUAAUAGCGUGACUGAGGUGUACGGACAUAGGAAUCUGCCAUAUACAAGAUCAAACCAUUGGCCCAUCUAGCGCCAUAUUGUCCACCUAGCAAUGGCUCUCAAGGGUCUCUGGCAGGGGCCUUUCCCAUCACCUUUUGAAUUGGAGGUAUCACAGGUUGUGCUGGGACUUCUGCAUGGAGAGCAUGUGCUGCGUGACGGUCAUUCCCCUGAACCUGGAAGUCCCCUCUGUUGGUUUAUUAAGAUGUAGGUGUGCAUAACAGUGUUGACCCUCUAUGAUGCCAUCCUUCUCCCUUUAAAUCCUUUUCCUGUGAAGCCUGUAGCUGUAGUCUGUAACUUGUCCCUAACUAAACUAAAUCCUAAGUAUGUGAACUGGCACAGGUUCACACCUCUCAUUUCCUCUGCCUUCCUUUCUCCCCUCUUGUUGUGUUUGUGUCUCCCUACUGUUGAAAUACGGGACACGGGUGGGUUAAACCACAGAGCCUAGGACUUGCCGAUCAGAAGGUCGGUGGUUUGAAUCCCCGCGACGGGGUGAGCUCCCGCUGCUUGGUCCCAGCUCCUGCCAACCUAGCAGUUCGAAAGCAUGUCAAAGUGCAAGUAGAUAAAUAGGUACCGCUCCGGCGAGAAGGUAAACGGUGUUUCCGUGCGCUGCUCUGGUUCACCAGAAGCGGCUUAGUCAUGCUGGCCAUGUGACCCGGAAGCUGUACGCCAGCUCCCUCGGCCAAUAAAGCGAGAUGAGCGCCACAACCCCAGAGUCGUCUGUGACUGGACCUAAUGGUCAGGGGUCCCUUUACCUUUACUGUUGAAAUACAGGCUUUCAGCUCCUUGUUACUGGUGCAUGCCUUUUUUUUCUUUCUCUUAUGUUGCCCUUUAAAGCACCAUGUACCGGUACAUUUGAAUGUGCUGAAUGAAUCAUCACCGUCAUUGUAGCUGAACCAAAUCCUCUGCAACGUAUCAGAGAUGCGGAAACAUUGCAGAAACAGGAGAAAGGGGGCAUUCGUACGAAGCACAGCCAAGAGUCACUGCCUCUCACUUUUAUUUGUAAUGUUUCUUUUGAACCUGCAGAAGAGAAUGAUCAAGGACAGCUCCGGAGAAAGCGCACCCGAAGGAGGAAACGGAAGAACGUUUUGCAAAACCCGGAUAAUUUACACGGAGGCCAAACAAAGUGUGGGAAGCAUGAAAAUCUGAUUGAAGAUAAUUUACAGCUGCGGCACACAGACGGCGCAAAUCUAAGUCGAAACAAAAAGAGGAAAAUUAAAAAGAAGCGGCAAAAGGAAAAGAUGAGAGCAGCUGGUUUGCUGACAAAGCCAACUGGUAUAGAUUUCACAUAUAAGCCCGAGAGGGAGGAAAGAACCGACUUUGAAGAGGCAGAUAGCAAUGUAGAUGGCAUUUUGGAUUUUUUGCAAGCAGCACAAGAAAUCUAUUUCUCUGACAGUAGGUACAUUUCCUCCAUAUCGUCAGUAACUUUGAGUUGGAGAAAUAAAUGUAUGUUGACUCUUUCACUGUCUUGUGCCCCAAACCCCAAAGUGUAGAUCUCUUCUAUGGAAUGAAUUUUUAACUUGCUGUCCUGAGGCAACUCUGCUGGGGACAUAACAGGAAUAUGAAAAAAAUGUGGGCUCAGUGACAGCCCCUUAUACAGUACCCUCAUCAUAAUAGCCAAUAAUCCGGCCCAAUUUAUUGGUAAUAAUGUCUUCAUAAUAGCAAAUGGGAAAAUAUAUUUACAGCACUUUUGCUUCUGUUGGAACAACCAAGUGUUUCGGUGGAAGGGCAACUGUCUUCAAAGCAUUUUCUCUACAAAAAACCCUGUCUUUACAGCCCAGUGCAUGUUUACUCUGAAGUAAGACCCACUGGUUUCAGUAGUGCUUGCUCCCAGGUGAAUAUGCAUAAGAUUGCAAUCUUAGUCUGCAUUCCUAAUCCCACUUACCCUGGGAGUAAACCCCAUUGAAUUCAGUAUAACCUUUUUCUGAGUAGAGAUGGUUAGGAUUGCACCGUGAGUGGAUCACACAACCAGAAUUAUAUCCUAAGUCCAGGUAGCCAAUGUGGUGCCAUCCAGCUGUUACUGAACUAAAAUGUCCAUCUUUCCUGACCAUUGGGCCAUGCUGGCAAGAGAUGAUAGGAGUUUAAUUCCUAACAACAUAUGAAGGCCACCGUGUUGGCUAAGCAGACUUAAAAUAAGUUUCAUUGAUGUCAGUGGAAUUUAUUUCUACGGGCAUGAAUUAAACACUGACGUUGCUCAUUUUUCUGUAUAACCCAGUGACAAGAAAGGCUUGACUUGAAACUUGAAGCAACUGGGCAAUGUCACAGAAUAUGAUUUCAUCCUAUGAUUUUAGACAGACACGUUGAGAAACUUCCAAGGCCCUGUGCUCAGAACCUGUCAUACAGUGACCACUUCAAAUCCAGACUAUAGUGGUACCUCAGGUUAAGUACUUAAUUCGUUCCGGAGGUCCGUAUUUAACCUGAAACUGUUCUUAACCUGAAGCACCACUUUAGCUAAUGGGGCCUCCUGCUGCUGCCACGCCGCUGGAGCACAGUUUCUGUUCUCAUCCUGAAGCAAAGUUCUUAACUUGAAGCACUAUUUCUGGGUUAGCGGAGUCUGUAACCUGAAGCGUAUGUAACCUGAGGCACCACUGUACAUAGAUGCCACCCCUCAUGGCAAACUGUUUAUGACUUAGUGGUUGUGCAGACAGAUCUACAUAUUUUCUUGCACCAUUGCAAACUACAAGUUUAAAACCGCACAGCUUGAACGACUAAGGGUGGUAACGGUAGAUGAUUGAAAGACUGGGGUGAAAGAGAGCAAAAAGUGACAUGACGUAAUGCUGGAAGGAAUUUGCUUUUACGUUUGCCUUUCAUCCCUGCUACAAUAGAUAACUCUAAAGCUACAAAUAGCUGUAGUUGGUUAUCUUGUUCCUAAGUCAUGGUCAGUCUCUCCUCUGGUUUUGCUUCGGUAUACAAUGCCGCCAGAAAUUUUCAGCCUGCCAUAUUGCCAUCAUUACCAUAGCUACUAUCUCAUUCGUUUUAACAAGCGGUAAAUGGCUUGUCACAGUGGUCACUUGCACACUUAACAAAUAUUUAAGGCACUUGUCUUCAUCCAAAGAAUCCUUGGAACUUUGUUAAAGCUGCUGCAAAUUAUAAAAUACAAUUCCCAGGAUUCUUCGGGGGGGGCAUGUUUGUUAAGUGUGCUUUUAAGUGCCUGGGAUGGAUGUGACAUGCAUUAUAACACAUCUGUUUUAAGAGUUGCAAAUCAAAAUAAUCCAGUGAUGUUGAAAAGUAAGGGUAGUUAAUCAAUAACUACAUAAAUAAAGAGGAAACUUUGUAAAUGAACUUCUCUCUCUUGUUCUGCUUUUUUUCUUCCAUUCCCCCCCUCCCAGACCGAUCUAAAUGUGCAGAGUCAGCUGUGAAUUCAGAAAGCGUUCAGGAGAUUUUACAGAGUCUUGAAUCUCGCAGCAUGCCUUUGUCAGACGUCACUCUUUUGCGUGAGAUGACAUCUCCUGUGUUUCUGCAGGAUGUAGAGAAACUCAAGGGGGCCGUGGAAGAGUUCCACACUAAGUCAGUGAUGCCUCCCGGUAAGUUCAGUGCACACAAAGGUGCUGUUAUUGUUCCUUUCCUUGAAAACUAGGAUGCAGAAUUUAAUAAUAAUAAUAAUAAUAAUAAUAAUAAUAAUAAUAAUACCCUGCCCAUCUGGCUGAGUUUCCCCAGCCUCUCUGGGCGGCUUCCAAUCAGGUGUUAAAAACAAUACAGCAUUAAAUAUUAAAAACUUCCCUAAACAGGACUGCCUUCAGAUGUCUUUUAAAAAGAAGAUAUCUGCUUAUUUCCUUCACAUCUGAAGGGAGGGCGUUCCACAGGGCGGGCGCCACUACUGAGAAGGCCCUCUGUCUGGUUCCCUGUAACCUCACUUCUCGCAAUGAGGGAACCGCCAGAAGGCCCUCUGCGCUGGAUCUCAGUGUCCGGGCUGAACGAUGGGGCUGGAGACGCUCCUUCAGGUAUACAGGACCGAGGCCGUUUAGGGCUUUAAAGGUCAGCACCAACACUUGGAAUUGUGCUCGGAAACGUACUGGGAGCCAAUGCAGAUCUCUCAGGACCGGUGUUAUGUGAUCUCAGUGGCCACUCCCAGUCACCAGUCUAGCUACCGCAUUCUGGAUUAAUUGCAGUUUCCGGGUCACCUUCAAAGGUAGCCCCACGUAGAGCGCAUUGCUGUAGUCCAAGCGGGAGAUAACUAGAGCAUGCACCACUCUGGCAAGACAGUCCGCAGGCAGGUAGAGUCUCAGCCUGCGUACCAGAUGGAGCUGGUAGACACAGGCCUUGGACACAGAAUUAACCUGUGCCUCCAUGGACAGCUGUGAGUCCAAAAUGACUCCCAGGUUGCGCACCUGGUCCUUCAGGACCAGGUAGUCCCCCACACCUGCCCACUCCUUGUCCCCCAAAAACAGUACUUCAGUCUUGUCAGGAUUCAACCUCAAUCUGUUAGCCGCCAUCCAUCCUCCAACCGCCUCCAGGCACUUUUCCAUGCACAGGGAAAAUAUAUAUUUCAAAGGCAGUCUACUUUUUUGUUUCUCAGUCUGUGUGUAAAGGUAGUCUCAAGGGUGUCCAAUAUAGAGGGCUCAGUGGUGGCCCUGUUUUGGCUGUUACCCUUUCCUCUGCCCAUGACACAGUAAUACACAGUUCCAAUUAGAAAACUAAAUAUCACUGGCUGUGCAAAUGUAAGCAUGCUCAGAGGUGAGGCCUGUUGAGUUUAGUGGGACUUGCUCCAAGGUAGUAUAGGGUUGUAGCCUGAGCCUUUCGCUCGUGAUCUGGAUGUUUUGCAGCAAAACAUUUUACUCUGCCAAAUAAUUUUCUUUUCUAGUUGUACAUUUGCUGUCUUCUAACUUCAUGCAAGUUAGUUACCUUUUGGUGGAGGGGAAGACUAGGACUUACGAGAUAGCAAUCUGUGCGUUUUAUUUUCAAUUAAGAAAACAGAAGAGAAUAGCUGCAAGGCAUGGUUCACAACCCCCGUUCUUUCUCGUUCUCAUAAGGUGCACUGUUCUCCAUAAAUCCAACUGUGGCAUAAACACUCCUCACUCCUUACAGUGGUUUAAAGCAUCCAUUUAGAAUUCUCUUCACACCUCACUUUACCUCACUCUGAAAAUGGUUCACUGGUGUGUGUGUGCAGUACGUGUAAGGGAGAGAAGCAGAUAGAAUGAGAAAAUAAGACUCCUUCACCCCCGAAUUCCAGAUUUUUAAAUACUAUUUAGGAAGUCUCCAGUAAAAGAGGAGCAUGAAAAAACUUUGGUCAGGAUCCAAAGUACUGCAUAUGGUGUCCUGCACUCCGAAACUGACUUGGGUUUGUUCACAUCAAAUUAACAGGCUUCCGCAUUAAUAUGGCAGACCUGUUUUUAGACUGUGGCCCUGCCUGUAAUAUACAUUUAAAGCGUCAUUAUGCCGCUUUAAACAACCAUGGCUUCCCAGAAAGACACCUGGGGACAAUAGUUUGUUGAGGGUUUUGAGAGUUGUUAGGAGACCCACUAUUUCCUUCAUCAAACUACACUUCCAGAGUUUCCUUGGAAGAGGAAGUCAUUGUUUAACCACUGUAAGAACUACCGUAUUUUUCGCUCUAUAAGACGCACCCGACCAUAGGACACACCUUGUUUUAGAGGGGGAGAACAACAAAAUUCUCCCCCUCUCUGCGCAGCGCCCCUUCAGCGAAGCAGCAGGAGAAACGGAGCCCCUUCCUUUUCUCCUCCCGCUUAGCUGAAGGGGCGCUGCGCCUUAGCUGAAGGGGCACCUACCCUUGUAGAAGGGGAAUCUGGGACAAGCCACAAAUAAAAUGAUUGCUUAAUAGCUAUGGUAAAGCAUCUGUCUUGCAUUCAAUAGGGCUCAGGUUCCGUCCCCACCAUCUCCAGGUACAGUGGUACCUCAGGUUAAGAACUUAAUUCGUUCUGGAGGUCUGUUCUUAACCUGAAACUGUUCUUAACCUGAAGCACCACUUUAGCUAAUGGGGCCUCCUGCUGCCACUGUGCCUCCACUGCAUGAUUUCUGUUCUCAUCCUGAAGCAAAGUUCUUAACUCGAGGCAAUAUUUCUGGGUUAGCGGAGUCUGUAACCUGAAGCGUCUGUAACCUGAAGCAUCUGUAACCCCAGGUACCACUGUAUAUCUGAGAGACACCCCUUGCCUCAAACUCUGGAGACACUAGAUCAGGGUGGUUAAGCACAUAGCCCAAAGGCUGCAUGCAGCCCUUGAGACCAUUUUUGGCAGCCCUUGGCAACAUUUGAUGCCCUCACGCUGCCUUCUCAAAGCUGGCUCAGCGAGUCUCUGGGCUUUGGGAAUGAAGGAUGAGGGCUCUGACAAGGUCCUAGAGUCCACCUCUCUCCUUCCCAAAGCGUAGUUAGCUCUUCCCCAGCUUUAGGAAGGGGGUGGGAGAGCUCUAGGACUCUGCCACAGCCUCGCACCUUGCUGAGCUGACUCUGGGAAGGCAGCAUGAGGGUUGGAGGGGCAUGGAGGGUCUGUCUGGUUACAGGGAACCAGACAGAGGACCUUCUCAGUAGUGGCGCCUGCCCUGUGGAACUCCCUCCCGUCAGAUGUCAAGGAAAUAAGCAGCUAUCCUAUUUUUAAAAGACAUCUGAAGGCAGCCCUGUUUAGGGAAGUUUUUAAUAUUUAAUACUGCAUUGUUUUUAACACUCAAUUGGGAGCUGCCCAGAAUGGCUGGGGAAACUCAGCCAGAUGGGCAGGGUAUAAAUAAUAAAUAAUAAAUUAUUAUUAUUAUUAUUAUUAUUAUUAUUAUUAUCAUCAUCAUCAUCAUCAUCAUUAUCAUUAUUAUUAUCAUCAUCCAAUUUUGGCCUCACUCCCCCCCCCCCCAUGCAACAAGGCAGUAUGUGGCCUGUGGGUUCCCUUUUGAAGUACUCUUGCGGCCCACUUGGUAUGAAAAGUUGGACCGCCCUGGUGCAGAUAAUACUGAACUCGGUGGACCUGUGGACUGACUCCUAUGUCCCUAUGAUAGGCCAAUAACAAACGUACUGGCCAGAGGUAUGAAAGUCAGCCACAUGUUAUAUACUUACAAAGGGUCAAUAUUUCACUAGCGCUGAUGUCAAAGAGAACUUGAGUUGCUUUUUGAAAUCGUCAUAAAUAUAAAAGCUCGAAAGUGUAACAGCUACCGCUUCAAUUCAAACCACGUUAAAGGCCUAGGAGCAGGGAGGGCAGCUGUGGCACUACAUUAAUACAAAAGCUGAAUAAAUCGAAACCUUCCAUCACAAAUAUAUUCCAUUGGGAAAUGAUCCCUUUUCAAAAAGGAAAUCGGAUUUUCCUUGCUUUCCUUGUCGAGGGUUUUCUUGUUGUUGUUGAUUAAAACAAUAUUUCAAACAGCUGCUUCCAUUCAUAUUCUAAUAAACCAAAGCAGACUAGCCUGGACUCAGGGAUUAUGGGCCAACUGAAAAGGAGUCCCUUCUGGCAGCUACUUCAUGUAUUUCAGAACAUCUGGGAAAUGCAAUGCCGCUGUGGAGAACAGAAUAUCCCAUGCGGCUUUGUGGGGACCUAAGCAGUAGGGAUGAGGGUGGUGCUGUGGGUUAAACCACAGAGCCUAGAACUUGCCGAUCAGAAGGUCGGCGGUUCGAAUCCCCGCAACAGGGUGAGCUCCCGUUGCUCAGUCCCUGCUCCUGCCAACCUAGCAGUUCGAAAGCACGUCAAAGUGCAAGUAGAUAAAUAGGUACCACUCUGGUGAGAAGGUAAACGGUGUUUCCGUGUGCUGCUCUGGUUUGCCAGAAACGGCUUAGUCCUGCUGGCCACAUGACCCGAAAGCUGUACACCGGCUCCCUCAGCCAGUAAAGCGAGAUGAGUGCCGCAACCCCAGAGUCGGCCAUGACUGGACCUAAUGGUCAGGGGUCCCUUUACCUUUACCUAAGCAGAAGAGCAGUAGAAUCACCUACACUGAAGAGCAACAGGGACUCUUGGAAUUGGAUAUCUACAGAGCUUUUGAAAGUUUAUUUUAAGAAAGCAACUAAUUCAAUUUAACAUGUCCAAAAAGGAACUAAUCCCAUUCCACAUUCAUACCUUUACAAAAUUCAUACCUUUUGUUCCUGCUCAGUUCAUUCCUCAACACAGGUGCAUCCAGUGAUCCUCAGCCAUUUUUUAAGCAUUCAGAAUGUCACAAGCUGCUGUGCUGAAGUAUAAAAUAUACUUCAGAAUAAGAAAACUUUAAAACAUACACACAGUGGAAUGUGAAUUGUUUUAUUUUCCCCUCCCCCAACAAUUGUGGUCUCAAAGCUUAAAGGCCCAAAGAAUGUAAAGAUUUUAAAAACAACAGCAACAACCCAUGUAAUCAAAAGAACUUGAAGAUGAACUAGAAAUUGUUCAAGGUUCUACCCCAAAAUGAACUGAAUUCCCAUCCAGUUCAUCCAGCAAUUAUAGGAACUACUUUUGGAUGAAGUUUGGAGAUUUUUGAAGUAAUUGAACUUCGAUUCAUUCGAUUCAUUGAACUUCAGUAAACUAAAGUAGUUCAUUCCAAACACUGGAUAUCCAUAGCCUCAAGAGCAAAGAGGAUUUUGUUUAGUUUUGUUGUAAAGACAUUCCUUUUUCUAGUCUAUGGACUCCUUCAGCCACCACCAUCUCAGGGCGCCCUCUUCGCUAAAGUCUGCCUCUUAACAUUUGGGGGGGGGGGUUGUUAUUGUUGGCAAACAUCAAGUAAAAAAUAGCUUUCUCUCUUGUUGCCUAGGAAAUUAUCAACCACUAAAGAGCUAAAAACGUCUUCUGUCAAGAUCUUUUUUUAAAGAGCAACAAGUGCAGAACUGUCCUCUAAUUCUUUCCCCUCCAUGUACCUAUUCUUUCUCUCAGUCAGCAUACAGUAUUCUUACCUUCCACCUGUGAUGCACAAUCUAGAUUCUUCGCAUGCGCUGCAAUCAAGAAAAUAAAGCAAUGUGCAAAGAUGAAGAAAUCAAAGAGGAGGCAGCUUAAAAAUAAUUAUACUGCAGUAGUUAGCACUGCGGUAAACGCCUAGCCACAAUGUGGCUAUACUCUUGUUAAAUAUUUGUCCAAGAUGGGCAAAUACCGUAAGAAGAGCCUGCAGAAUCAGGCCAGUGGUCCAUAUAAGUUUACCAUAUUUUUCUCACAGUGGCAACCAGAAGGCUAUGAGAAGCCCUCAAGCAAGACCUGAGCUCAACAGCACCCACCUAUCCUGCGGAAGGCAGCAACUGGGGCUCAAGGGCAUAGCUAGUAGCCACUGAUAGGCUUUACUUUCAUGAAUUUGUCCAGUUUUGAAAGCCAUCCGGGUUGAUGGCUAUCACUGUCACCUAUGGAAAUGAAUUACAUAGUUUAGCUAUGUGCUGUGUGAAGAAGUACUUUAUUUUACCUGUCCUGAAUCUCCCAACAUUCAUUUUCAUUGGAUGACUAUGAGUUCUAAUGUUAGGGGAGAAGAAGAAAAACUUUUCUCCAUCCACAUGUGAAAUUGAGAACUUUUGCCACACCAUGCGUCACUGUACACUUGUUUACAUUGAAUUGCAUUUGCCAUUUUAUAACCCAUUCGCUCAGUUUGGAGGGUCCUUUUGGAACUCUUUGCAAACCUUUUGUUUUGCUUUGAUGACCCUGACCCUAUCACCAUCAGCAAACUUGGCACCUCACUCCUCAACCCGAACUCUAGAUUAUGAACAAGUUAAAAAGCACAGGUCCCUGUACUAAUCCUUAGAGGACUUCAAUCCCUACAUCCAUCCAUUGCGAGAACUCUCCAUAAAUUCCUUCUCUUUGCUUCCUACAACUUAAUCAAUUCCUGAUCCACAAGAAGGCCUCUCUUCUUAUUCCUUAACUCAAGAGUCUUGGGUUUGGCAGGUAUUUUGUUCAGAGGUUUUUGGAAGGCCAAGUACACAGAGCUAGUGAAAAGAGAACAGGAGAGACUGUUGUUAAGAGACAGAGAUUUCCAGGUGUAAGUUUAAGGAGUGCUGAGGACCUGGCCACAAGCUUGGAUUGAGCAGGGCAUACGGAAUGGGGAAGCUCAUGAAAGAGAAAUCCCCGCUCUCCAGAGCAGGUCUGGGGAGGGUGUAGGAGGCACACAGGAAGAUGAAAGUGAAGGGAAGUUAUGUUGUACAAAUGGAGAUCCUCAUGCUAUUGGAACUAUUUUGUUGGAUACAACCCUAAAAUUGUAAUAAAGGUCUUAUCCAAAGCUGCUCAUUUCAUUAAGUUCCUAUUUGGCUUAUAUAAAGUAAUUAUGCUUAACCAUUCAAGUCUGGAGUUAUCCCUGCUCAAAGCAACUCAUGUCACAGCUGCAACUGUUUAUUGUAGGAUUUUAAAUCUUGAAGUUUUUGCAUGUUUGUAGCUCCCAGGCAUAGGUGUCUCCCCCUCUCCCUUCAUAUUUCUCCAAAAUGGAAACAGAUGUCUACUUGGGUUUUUUUUUAUCAUUCGGAAUUUGUUUACUGAACACUAUCUUAUUGACAUUUCAUGAAGAAUUUGCUUUCUCCUUUGCAGAUCAUGCCAAGGCAAUCUCUUCUCUGUUUCUCUACUGGAUUACAGAUAUCCUUCCUGGAAAGAACAGGAAAUAAGCUAAAUGUACACAUCCAUCUGUACAGGGUUAAAAUGUAAUACAUAAGACUCUGAACUGUGUCUGAGAAUAUUCAGAAAUGGCAAGGCCAUUGAAGAAGAUUGCAACUUCACAAAAAUGUUGAGUUUUGUUUUCGUUUUUUACUUUUGUCUCUAGCCCCAAGUUAAUAUACAAUACUGCAAACUUCUUUUAUUUUAUAUAUUAUAGUUUAUGAAUAUAUAAGCACCAGUUUCCCCCUCACUGUAGGUCCUUCUUGAGAUUUUAUUGCAACUGAAUUGGUUCAUGCAAGGAAGACUCUUUCACGAGCUGCUUCAUAACUAUCAGAAUAACUUGGUGGCCAAAGCCAAGUGAAAAUGUACAGUGCUAUCAUUGUUUUUAUAUGAUAUUGUUGUUUAUAGAAUGUCAGAAUCCAUAUUUUUAUAUAUAAA
Messenger RNA from Podarcis lilfordi (Lilford's wall lizard), 61051 nucleotides. Lineage: Eukaryota; Metazoa; Chordata; Lepidosauria; Squamata; Lacertidae. The record is from the annotation of a GenBank genome assembly.